This is a messenger RNA of Porites lobata, 47545 nucleotides long. NCBI's taxonomy places the organism in Eukaryota, Metazoa, Cnidaria, Anthozoa, Scleractinia, Poritidae. The record is from the annotation of a GenBank genome assembly.
AUGAAGUUCAAGAAGUUAACAAGGGUCUCUGUUGGUGUAACCUGCUUCGCAAUUUUGGUUCAAACUGUAUUUUGUCGUUUAUACAUUGGAACGAAUACACAGUUCUGCUGUGAAAAGACUGUAAACUCAAGUGGCUUCCGCUGCUGGAAUAAAACAGUAAAGGAAAAUGGCGUACAGGGUGCGAGGAAAUUCGACAACUGUUCUCAACAUGAGAAUGAAAAAGCAUGCUUUAAUGUCACUGAGAUGCAUUCUUGUCCACAGAAUCAUAGUUCUACUCUCCCUGUGCAGGAAAAAAGACAAAUUCACAUUGGAGCGUUUGUUCCAUUCCUAAAAGAUGACACAUACGGACAUUUUACAGCGAUGAAAAUGGCCAUUGAUAUAAUAAACAAUCGAACUGAUAUUCUAGAUAAUUACACUCUGGUGCUGGACUCUGAAGAUACAAUUUGGGUAAGUGCAUGAUACUUUAUUGAUAUGAAUCACUUCACUGAGGAUGAUUUUGAUGGGUCAUUCUUGUAAGACGGACUUAACAAUUACUUCUAAAAUCUUCUUGUUAGGAAGAACACGAAGAGCGCUCAGACCAUUUGUACGGAAAAUCCGAUAAUUCCGGGAGUAGUUAUGCUUCAGCAAACUUAACCGGAUUUAGGUAUAGGUAUAGGUAUAGGUAAAAACCCCAAGUGAGAACCUUGACGUAUUACUAUAAAAAAACAAAACAAUUAAUAACUUAACGAAGAUCAGUUAAAACACACGACUAAUAAAACCAGACACGUUUCUUAAGACACGAGAAAUCAACUUUAUGAUCCUUUAAUAGUAGAACUAUAAACCAUCAUGGCGGCCGGUCGCCUCAUUUGGUCGCUCCGGCUUUUUGUCCUUUUCAUUCUCGUAUGCAAGGUUAGGUGUUCAACAGGAACAAGAAAUUGCCAUAUAACGGCCACUUGUAGGCUGAGAAAAAAGUUUUUUAGUCGUGUAAUCCAUUACCCUCCAAACUGAGAUGCUGGCUAUAAUCCAUGUGAAAUUCCACUCGACUGUAUUCAUCCGAACCCAGGACCUGUGAAGAACCCCUGUGUACACUGCAAAAGAGCAAUUGUCGACUCAAAUUCAAAUUUCACAUUAAAUGUGGUGGAAUUACAGUCAAGAAACAUUUGCUCAUGGUUUCUGGUAACAAAAGUUGGACCUGUCAACCAUGUUAUUUGAAAUUUAUGCAGGAACUUCCAUUUCACUCCGCAUCAUCGAACUCUUCGCAGGCGGAAAAUUUAAAUCUGUCUGCUGUUUCUGAAGUAUCAGAACAAGUGGCGGAUGUACGGGAAGACUUUUCAUUUUUGAGGAAGGAGUAUCGCAAGGAAUUUAACAUCGCUUCUUACAAUAUAAACAGCCUGCAAAGCAAAUUUGUAGAGGUUAAGGAAUGGCUCGAUCAGCUAGUGUUCGAUGUAUUAGCAAUUCAAGAGACCAAGAUUGAUCGAACAUAUCCCAAUUCCCAGUUUCAGGUUGAGCACUAUAAGGCAGUGAAAGAGCGUUUCACUAAAUUAUGCGAAGAAACGCAUGGAAAUCAGAGGACAUUUUGGGGUACCAUUUCACCAUAUAUUAAUUCACGUAAAAAAGUAAAUAUCGGCCGGAUAAUAUGGGACUUUGAAUGCAUAUUCUACUGGUUUUGAUGCUAACAGUGCGAAUUACACCUCCAUCCCCGAUAUUGAUGUAUAUGUAUGUAGGGUAUGCGCGGGUUCUUACAGUUUUGUCCGAGCGGUCCUGGGUCCGAGUUUGUAACCGAGCGAGGGUUUGAACCAGAGUGAGUGGAGCCUGGACCCGAAUCAUACACGUGGGAUCGCGUGUGGAGGAGUGUCACGUGAUCAAGAAUCUCGUGCGAUUCGCGUACUUAAUAUUAAGGUUCGUGUUAUAGUGUGAGUUAGGGUUUUUCUUCAAGCUAAAGUCGGGUGAGGGUUCGUGUGCUAAUCGGAAAAAAAAACGGAUACCUAUGUUCGAAAAUUCAUUCAAUAGUAGUGAGGGUAGAACGGGUUUAUAUUUGUCAACAAAUCGUCCAUAGCAGAAAUGUGGAUUAAACAUAAACAGUCAUCCUUUUCGAACAACGCAUGCGCACGACUAAUUCAGAAUUAAUUUCACUUAGGAAAAUUAGUGUAAAAUUCUCGUUAGUAUUCCCGCUUGUCACGCUUGAGACCUUUUCCACACCAAGGAGAGUAAUUUUGAAACGACAACACUUAUUCACGCUGAAAAAGUAUAUUCUCCAACAAAGCUUUACAGUACCGGAAGCUGUUCACUCUAACAAGCAAAAAUCGCUCAGGUAAAACAUGCUAAUUUCCUUCGACUUACCAAACGUGUUUCUUUGAAUUUAAACAAUGAAAAAGUAAUCAAUCCUAUCUAUAAAUUUAUAAUCCAAAGCAAGGGAGUAAAUUCAUUUUUCAGGCGAAUAAAGUAUAUUUUCAAACACGUUUACUCAAGUAAAAGCAAAGGCAAUAAUGUUUAUUGGUCUGAAUCAAAAUAGCCAUGCGGAUACGUCUUGAACGUCUUCGGGUCUACCAUGCGCUUAUUAAAGACCAAUCUAUAAUUUUUGUACUGAGGAAACGUGUACAGCUCGUAGCGCUUCGCAUUUCGUUCAAUCUGAUAGGUUUUCACCACUUGGGUUUCACGCGGCUGUUCCAGUGGGUGUCGCACUUCUGCCAACACGUUCUUCUUCAUUACGUCAUAAUUUAACUGUUCGUGUCCUUCACUGUUCAAUGAAAUCCGCGCACUUUACAACAAACUUUCCCUUUUUUAGUCGUGUACCCAUAAUUCUUGGGCCCUCCGGAGACAAUUCUGCAAUGUAGUCAUCUCCAUCGAGCCUACUUCCUACUUCCUAUUCUCCCAAUGAUUGACUGAGCUGAGGAUUGGGUUGACCCGGUUCGCUGACAAACAUAACUGAGUCCGUGUCAAAAUACAGACAGCUUUCUUGCGAUAAUUCUAAGGCUUCGUAGAGAUGUAAUCGCGCCCACCAGGUUGUGAAACAAGCCACAAAAAUAUUCACAUACACCGCUGGCAAAUCAUCUCCGUCUGUUUUCUUGAAGUAGACUUCCACCACAUCGUCCGUCACCACAUUAAUCGAUCCGACAUCGAUUUUGUCCGAGUCCAAAAACUCCGUCAGUUUGCGGUGUUCGGUGAAAUCUUUGAUUCGGGUCUUGUUGAGGGCUUAUCCGAACUUCCCCCACAUGUUGUUCAAAGAAAUCUUCACCUCACUUCUUAAUCCAAGAUUAUAUUCCAUCUUGUCUACUUCGAGCAGGAUCCCCUCAUUUGCAUAAUAAGCUUUGAUGAAGGCCGCUUUCUCUUCCGGUUUUCCGGUCCAGCUCGCUUCUUCUUUAAUCUUUAACCAUGUGUUGAUAUAGUCUCUGAAUAGAGCUGUUGGUCUUUCUGGGAAAUGCCACACUUCAUCGACAGACCACAGGUCGUACCCCAUUUCCAACGAUUUCAUAAUUUCAGGCGUACACCAUGUUCCAUGCAACACGCACUCCUCUUCCGUGUGAUGACACGCCGCUAGUUUCUCGUUGAGCGGUUUCGCCAUUUCUUCUUGCACGCCGGCAGAGCGGGAAGGUCAGUUUACCUUGAUCGCGAUAAGGUAACACAGGAUGAUACAAUUCUGUGGGAGGGAGAAUGGUGCAUUUGGCCAAUCCAAAAUACUCCCCGAACGUACUGGGAUCCUAAAGCCAGUCUUUUUUGCAGUUGAGUACCAGGCCCCGCGAAUUGAUAUCCGCCUGACAAAUGAAACUCUCUGCCCGUUUUGGAUAAAAGUUUUUGAAUAUCCAAUCCUCUACCGCGCUGUCGUCUGAUACGGUUUUUUCGUCGCCCGCGUCUUGCGUGUACUUUUCGUUUGCUCGUCAUAAUCCAAUAUGCGUUUCAAUGGGGUGUUGUUCCAAGGUUCCCAAACAUAAGCUGCUUUUAUUUUCUUGGAGGAGGGAGCUGAAGGCAAUACGCGUUUUUUACCGGUCACAGUGGAGGCAGGUGUGAAAUGAAUGCUUGCCAGUUUGAGCUUGAGUUAAUAGGUUUUUUGAGAGAAGACGUACUUGGGUUAUCCACAGAGGAUGGUGGCCUGAUAGGCGAUAGCGGCAGGGAUGGCGCGACGGAACUAGGAGUAACAGGUUCUUUCUUGACUAAUGUUUUGACUAAAUUGAGUAAAGGACCUGAACUUAAAUCAUUGACUUCAUUCUCCUCCAAACUGAGGGGUAACGCGCUUUUUGUGUCCAAGUAUCUACUUUUUGACGUAAAUCACGUACCAUCGUCGCUUUUAAACCAUCGGGUAAAAUAGAAUUAAGGAUCGCUUCACGGUUGGCCACUUCCUGGGCUGCUUUCGUAAUGAUAUUGUUCUCCGAUAAAGAUUGUUUAUGUUUUGAAUCAGAGCGUCCAACUCGGACGGGCUAACCAAACACUUUUUUUCAAAACUCAUGUUGUUUCAAUCCAAUACAGUAAGGACAAAUAAUUACGACAGCUAGAACGUAUGAGGCGUAUAAGAGGUCUUGUUGCUUUGUCAUGUCAAUCAAUUGUUGUUGUAAUGUGUUAGUGGUUUUUUUCCUGACAGGCAAUCAAGACUCUUUGUGCGUUAACUUGAGCGUUUGAUUCCUGUAACAAUUUGAUGAGAUCAGCCAUCCCUUAUUCCUCCACUUCUGUUGUUUUGACCCCUCGGCAUUUUAUCCACCACUUUGUUUGCUUUGGCUUUCAUGAGCGGAUUAAUAUACGUUUGGAAAAUCUAUUACGUCAUCGCGGGCAAGUCCAAUCUUGUUCAACACACUGUGUCAUAACCCGAACAUGAAUUGGUGACAAUGUUCCAUAGAUGCGCUUCCAAAGUUUGCGCGGUGUUUUGAAUACGAGCUAGUGAUGUUAAAACAUGGUUGGGUAUGCAACAGCGCUGACAUUCUAUAGUUAGCACUAUCAAUAACCGUUCCAACACAGACAAAAUAGUUUGAAUUUCUUGCUCCAUCGUUUGUAUCUGUAAACAUGUCUCCGUCUUUUUUUUCUAACAUUUCCAAUAAAAUGUUGACGACAGAUAAUAUGGACUCUAUUGUUUGAGACUUGUUAUACAUUUGGUUUUCAGUCCUUCCCAAAAGCCACGACCUAUUUUAUUCAUCAAGAGAGUGCGACGAGCUUUUAUAGGUUGACUCCGUUUACCCAACGUGUGUAACAUAGUAGCAAAAGGUUGUAACUGCUUUUUGGUGUAGUGACGCAUAGGGAUGUUGCCUUUUAGCAGAUUUAACGCCAGUACACUUAAUGCAUUGAUUUGAUCUUCAUUUGCAUGUUGUAAGCGUUCUUGUCUAAGAUGAUCAUUUUUUUUUCGCGUAACACGCUUUCUACAAAAGGACGUUGUCUCUGAAGUGGAUGCAUGCUUAACGUUUAUAGUGGCGGACAUUAUCUCGGAUCCCUUUUAUAGCUUGUUUUCCUAAUAAGAUCUCUAAUUUAGGAAAGGAGGGAGACGGUCCGCUUAAAAACAUGGCGGCGCCUUCUAAAAUAUUAUCCACAGUCCGAGGCUUACGUCGAUUCAAUGCUCCUCCUUUUUGUUGUUUUCUCUUUACUUUUUUUAUCCCUUUUUUCGAAAGUUUUACACACGUUACCACUUUAGGUGCAUGUUUGAGACUUAACCGAACUCCUUUCAAGAUCACGGGUAACGCAGUCGCCACAGUUGCAGCGGUAGCGAAACUCGUCCUCUUACAAGGCGCAAAAUCCGUGAUUAAAUCUUCCGCGGUUUGUUGUUUGAUUAAAAAUCCUGUCAAUUCAGUCGGUACAACCCCUCUAACAAACUUACGUAAUUCUAUUAAGGUUUUUUCAUGAUUGGUGUAAGCAAAGCGAGAUAUUUCUUCUUUUCGAGCCGUGUUUCGAACAUCAACCCACCCUUUCACCAACACUCCAAGGGUUGUUAGCAAUGUCACCAACCAGCUCAACGCUAAAUUAUUGCCAGCAAUCACACCACACAAGGUUAGUAACAAAGCCAUUCCAUUAAAACAGGCGUUGAUUUUCUUAAAAUGUUGAUAAUGUUUGCGACACAAAUAUUGACGAUGGUAAUAACGAAACUACUUUUCCAAUUCAAACAACAUCUCUUUAGGGGCUUGGAUUGUGCGAAUAGUUCCAUUCAAUAAAGAGACAUGUAAUUUAGACAUGUAUUUGUUCAUAAACAACGGCGGGAAAAUCUUUGUCUAAGAUAUUAUUGGUCCACAGCCCAUAUCGAUCGUCCAAGGCUGGAUGCAAAUCGAGCCAGAAAUAACCAAAAGGUUGCUGUGUCGCUUCUUGAAACAACGUCAACGCUUCUUGCCAAAGACUGGAAAAUGCUUGCAGUAAGACCGUUCUUAUACCUGUUUUGUCUCGUGGAUUUUUAAAGACUGUCAUAUAAUGGGUAUUUCGAUUCAUGGUUUUAGCAUAUUUACCGGCCGGAAAAAGAUCUUGGAUCAAAUAACAGACCCUAAUGUUUGAAUGAUGUGAAUGUUUCGUAAAAAUAUCCACUACCAACUCAUCAUUCCCGCAAGAUCGCAUCAAAUCAUCGAUCACUAACAGACGCCUUUGCGUAGGAGUAAAGCACGUUUUAAGAUCGUCUAACGUAGGCACUCCUUCACGAAAAUGAAUGAUCUUGUUUUUUCAUCUCAUCAAACAAAGGCUGAUACGAGCCAUAACAAUAAUGUUGAUUAGGGGGGCACACUCGUUGAAGUUGACGUAAUAAAUGUUGCGUAAAAUAAAUUUUGCCCGAACCGGAGGCGCCCGUAAUCAGAAUUCGAGUAGGGAUUCGUAUCAUAAUGUUAGUUGGUUUUAGUACAUACACAAAUGAGCCCCCAUAGGUUAGAAGCCUCCUUGAUAAAACUCUCACUAAUACGAUCUUUUAUAUGGCUUUCGGGACAAGUGUGAAAUAAAUAUGUAUGGAGCCUGUCAAAUCCAACCGUUCAGCAUAUUGUCUCAAUUGUUCAUAAUGAUGAUAAACCCAGGUAUCCCCAAAACAAUCCUGAGGAUUUAUGACUAAAGCCCAAUAUUCCAUUUCUUUUAACAAUUGGAUGGAUUUUUGAACCGUAAGUGUGCACAUGAUAAAAUGAAAAGGGAAGGUGUAAAGACAAGGACUUGUAUACACACAAACAAAAGUUUACACUUUUUUUAUUUUGACAUAUUUGACACCCAGGUCUUACAACAAUGUUUUCUAGUAACAAACCUAUUUUAUGAUCAUUGCUUACAAAAUCAUGAGAAGAAACUUGUUCUAAAAAAUCUUGUAAUGACAAUCCUCUGGCUUUGGCUUUUAAAUAAAGCUAAGCAUAAUGCCCACAGGCCGCACAGUUCAUGGCUUGAAUAUGUUGAUUGUUUCCAAUCAACGUUUUUUUAGCAAUCCAUGCCUGCAAGUCUCUCGCUUCAUACAUGCUGACCGGUAACCCAUAACUAUCCAUGAUUUCACACACUUGAUUCUCCCACCAUAGUCCUAACCAAUGUUUCCCUGAUUCACUUUGAGGAUCUGUAUUCAAAAUAAGCCCUUUUUGACCUCUAGGUUUAGGUAAUUCAUCGGAGGCAUAGACACCUCCAAAGACUCUUUUUAAACAAGGAUCUUGACGCGCUAAAUCCAGUAAUGUUUGGGUGGAUAACGGAACAAUAUCCAUUGUUUAAAUCACACCUCCGCGAUGAUCCACUUCAAUCACUUGUUCAAACUCUCCAAAGACAAUGACUGUUAAAUUCUGGUUGACAGCAGCCGCAAACUCAAUUUCAAUUCUUACAUCACCUGUCAGAGGGAGGUUUCUUAGGGAUGAGUCGUCAUCGCCUGAGGGGACGUUGUUCCAGAAGUAAAGUGUACAAUAUCGUCCCUGACCUCUAUCUGAAGGUUUAAUCAUGGUGCUACGUCCUUUAAUAGUUUUGGCGAGUCAUGAGCAUGCAAUGAUAGCCUGCAUAAUCCUUGGUUUCAUCUGUUACAUUCAAUUCUAGGGUAGAAUAAGGUCUUUCUUCAUUUCCAAUCAUUUGCUUCAUUGGAGUAACUCCAAAUUUUUGGAAACAGAUGGGGUGAUACCCUAGAUCCCCAUUAAACGCCUCUGAAAGAACCAACCUCCACAAUGGUACGAUCUGGGGUCCUGCCGGGGAAAAGAUUCGCCUCCUAUCAUCUGGUGGUGUUUCCUGGGAAGGUAAACGUUCUGCUUUCACUGGUCGUGGCCAAAUACGUGAUCCAUUUGCCUUUCACACGAUAUUUGGCCAAACUGUUGUAGAGGGUAGGGUUUAGCAUAGGUCUGGACAAAUAGAGACUCACACUGAUAUCAUCAUUGGUAACAGUGAUUUGUUUUUUAGCAGUAAUAUUGCUUUCCCAUGGGAAGAAAUUAGGACUGUUUAAAUAAAAUUUCAAUCCUUGCUUGACUCCAGGUGCUAACAUAUUUUCCUGUAUAAAACAUCGCUAGAUGAAGGCGAAUCAUCAAGGGUACAACUUUAUUGCUGUUAAAUUUUUGGUGGCUUCUUUCAGAGCAAAGGAAUCUGCAUGCUUGUAUCCAGUUUUGGUAAUUUUAUCAUCUGUAUCACUUGUUCUGGUUAAGGAGGGUAUUAAUUUGGAUUAAUUUGUUGCCCAUUCAAGGCCAUGGUGAUGUUUUUAAAGAUAGAAUGAGACAAAUUAUUGACUUGGUAGACAUAUUUCGUUGCUGUGUUAUCAGAGGCAGCAUCAUCUCCAUCAGAAAGUCCAGGUGUACUGGCGACGGUUUUCAGGCGUAGAUCAAUUUGCACAUAACUUUGAGUGGAUUCUAUAAUGAUGGGCCCGACUUCAGAAAUCACAUCUUCUUUUAAUCCACGACCACACAUAGCUGGCGUGUGGUACCUCCGUAGACUUCCGCCACGCAUCGGUGAGUGCGUAUGAAACUUAUGUUACGGAACGUUUGGAAUCUUGUGAUCAAGGCCAACUUUUAUACCUGUCUAAACAAGACGGUCAGGAAUGUUUUUCCGUGAUCCAACUCCACCAUAGAACCAUCAUUUUCUCGUAAAUGUGUUUCAAUUGUUUCGAGAGAUAAUGUUGCAAUCGGCAAGGAACCCACGGAAUGUGUUUGGGUUCAAAAUAUAGGGUGCCUUGUUGCAAUUGCUGUCUAUUACAAUGGGCUUCUGCUAAAAGAUAUGGCUCUGAACCUAGUCGGAAUACACUAAUAUAAUGGACGAGAGACGAGUCACUGCUUCCUCAAAACAGGGAUCCAAAUUACAAAACACCCAAUCCACCAUCAAGGAAAUUUGAGGCCAUUGAUGUGAACUGACUUGAAUCAUAUCUUUGUUAUUACUGUAAAAUUCCGUCCUGGUAAUAGCAUUAAAACGUUUGCUACUAUUAUCGCAGGGUAAACGAAAGUUUAAAUUGGUCGGGUUUGGGUAAUAUUUAUCCCCCACUUUCAUUACCCAUUUCAUGUUCAAGGCCAAAUCAAUGGCGAUAUUAAAUCGGAUAGGACAAUUCUUGAUAUCCUAUAGGGCCUUGUUUUCUACAACAAAAUCAUGCCCUUCCCAGUGAGCGGUGCCUGACGCGCUUUGCAUCUUGUCCAUAAUAGGGAGCGAGUUGUGUUUGAAUAGCAGUUUGCACACUGCUAUCGAAAUGCUGUUUUAAAUUUUUCAUCAUGAGCAUACCAUUGCUGACCUCUAAUAACUCUGAGGUGCCAUAAACGCUUGACAUCCUAACUGAGUAUUGCUCCCAACUUCGUGGAUACAAAAUGCAAAGACUAUAGGUUUUUGACUUGUGCUCAAUAGAGCAUUAUGUCUAUGACUAGUCGCGGGCAUACUAAGCGAGUAAAGCACCACUUCCCCACCAUUCCCAGCCAGAUGUAAGGGGGUCGGUAGGCGUACUUUAAAAGAAUAGUUUUAAUUGUCAGGAUAUUCAGGCGUUUUAUCACUCACUAGUACGACACUCUGCAUGUUUGUAAAAGUGAGGUGUUGAUGGUUGAGGUUCCUUCUAUUUAAACUUUUAUGAACACGAGAUUGGCAAUGGUUUUACCCGCAUCCAAUUGAAGAAAUUCACCAUUGUUUUUAGCAAUUUCAAUUUCAGUCGUUUCCACAAAAUGCUUCCGACACGGUACCCAUUGCAAAUGCGUUGGUUCAAAAUACAUGAUACCUUCAAGGGUUCUUUCACAAUACACUUCUCUCAACAAGUUGGUUUUCUGCUCUCCCAUUAUUUGACUUUGUAGUAAACCAGAGUGGACUAAAGAGACGGUAGAGACUUGGGACACGGCUCUUUGAAAGAGGCAUCUAAAUUUCGAAAAACCCAUUCCAUGGUAAGGAAAAGAUAGAUAUAAUUGCCCAACACUUUGUAGACUUGUUGUCGUCCAAAUUCUGUCCGUUGAACUCUGUUAUAUUGAUUAGUGGCAUCUUCAUAAGGUAAACGAAAUAACAGUUUGGUUCCACUGGUCUGUAUGUUGUUAUUUUUUAUUUCAAACCACCCCAUUUUAACAGCAAAAUGUUUUUUCAAUACGAAAUUCUAACCCACAAGCCUGUAUUUGGUUAUAGCUUUUACAGUGGAGUAUAAAUUCACCCCUAUUCCAUCUGGCAGUAAUGUUAUCACUUAGGAAAAAAUAAUAUGGUCUGCCCCCACUUGAAAGAGCAAAGUGUUGAGUCACUAAAUGUUGUUCGCUAUCGAUACGAUGUUUUAAGAUUGUCAUUAAAUGAAUGCCACUGGUUGCGAUACGGGCUUCUUGAUUCGGGAUAUAACCUUCCCAUUGUAAUACUUGACUGUCGUCGAGUUGUAGACUACACCCUGUGAAUUGAAACGGCCAUGUCACAUCAUCGUUGUGCAAUCCGGAGGUGUCUCUAUCACGAGGGUUUGGGAAAGUGAUAGAAUGAAAGGCUAUUUCCCACGUUCCGUUCUCUAACUGCAGGGGGGCUGGAAAACGUACUUUAAAAUGGUUGUUCUUGUUAUCGGGAGAUUCAGGAGUCGUACUACUUUCUAACACCACACGUAACAUUUUGAUAUUAAAAAUGAUCUUUUAUUCAACUGAGUCACUUUUAAAUUACAAGAUCUGAUUUCGAAUCAAUGAAUCGUAAUCCCGACUAAAUCCCUUCCAGCGCAUUUUGAGUUGAUUGCGUUUUCGCGCCAAGACUUUUUCAACCCGGAAUAAUUGAUCGUCUACAUUCACUUUCUGUAGUUCUUGUUUGUAAAAACUACCUUCAAUAGGGGUCCCGUUCCAUUCUGUAAUCUCUUAGGUAUUGACCACCCCAGGAAUCACUUGACUAACUAAAAGGACUUCCUCGGUCCAUUGUGGCAAAUAGGAUUCAUCAAACACUUUUUGUUUUUUACUCAAUCGCACACGAUCCCCCACUUGAAAGAUAGGUUUUUGUCGCUUGGCCUUGAUCCGUUUUCGAUACAAAUUCAACCACACUUGUCGUUCAUUCUUAGCAUUCACAUCUUUGGGCGACAUUUUAAUACUUCGAUGAGUGGUAGAAUUAUAGUCUUUUACAAGAGCCGGUAAAACGUCUAAAUAAUGCAAUGAAUUAGCGGCGGUGAGGUAGCGGUAUAAGCGUUGUUUAAAUGUACGAUUGAACCGUUCCACGACAGCGGCUGUGUCUCCUUUGGUAGAAAAUAAAUGAAUCUGAUGUUUUUUCAACAAGGCUCUAAAUGUUACGUUUUUGAACUCAUGGCCGUCGUCGCUUUGAAUCGUCAAAGGAAUUUGUCCACUCUGUUUUAAUGCCGUAGCAAAAGCUUUGGUGACUUCUUUCUGAGACUUGUUUCUCAAAGGUACUACCCAAACAAAUUUCGAAAGAACAUCAUUGACGCUUAAUAAAUAACGGGUCUUUUUAUUCCAUUUGGCUAGCUGACCCACUUCCAUUAAAUCAAAAACACACUGCUGAUUGAUAGAUAACACCAUCACGGGUUCCGUAGGAUAAUGGAGGCAGCGAGGCUUAUGUAAUGUAUAACUCGGUAGUGAUUGCAAUAGUCGUUGCGCUUCUCGGGUGGAGAGUUUGUUUGCUUUCGCAAAGGGUCGAACCCCACCAAGACUUCCUGCUUGUUUGGGGUUUUCGUACUUCUGUUGGCUUGAUUUCAUGGUGUGAUACAAUGACAGAUGAAUCCUUAUAGUCUGUUGUUAUACCAAUUCAGUACAGCCAAAAGAGAAGGGAUCUGGUCGAGAAAAGAAUGUUGUAGAAUCAAAAACUAUAGAUAGCCUGCUUGAUACCCAUGACUCCUCCUCAACCAAUUGAUAUACACGAUAAAUCGUCCCUUAUUUGAUACACCCGUGGCUUGAAAUAGUUGUAUGGGGCAAUAACGUACAGGAGGUAUCUUUAAUCCUUCACCUUGAGCUAUCCAUGUAAAGAUUCCCCAAAGAAUAUAAGACCUCAUAUUGAUUUAAAAUGUGUUUAUUACGGAUCAAAAACAACUCUAUUUAUAACAAACCGUUUUUCUUUUAUCUUAAGUUCUGACAUCGUUGUAUUUUAUCACUUUUAAUGUAUUAAAAACGUGCAGGUUCAAACAAGUUACGUCUAGAAUAAACUGCUAAGUUUAUCACAAUUCCCUACUAAUUGUAUGCAUUACUCUCGGCCCGUUUCUCCUCCGGAAUCACCAAAGUAGACGGUUUGAGCUUCUUUAUCCGUGGCUUGUUCUUCUAUUGUUCUGUAAAAAGAACAACGGCUGGAAGUAGGUUGGACUUCUUUUUCCAGUAAGAAGUGGUCAAUCAGACGUUUCAGGUGUACUUUAGGCUUCCGCAAACUGACCGCAUUCCUGUGCAUACUUCAUAUAAUACCCCUUUAAGGUUUGGUAGGCUUCAGGAGUUCUACCGAGACUUUUGUGAUGCUCAUAAGCGGGACGAAUGCAUUCUCGAAAUCUAAGCCCUUGGAAAUGAUCUGGACUACAGAUUGAAUUUAUACAAUUCUCUACAACCACGAAUCCUUCUUCUCGUAAGGGCACUUUGAAUUCUUCAAUGGGCGGGAAAAAGAGUAAACCACUGUCCACAGCAGGUGCUGUCGUCGGUUCUUUAGAACUCAUGGAGAUAGGUUGUAAUAAUUCUUUUUCUUUAGGAUGAAGAGGGCUGUCCACCAAUUGGAAAAAUCAACUGUUUCCAUGUCGUGAGGUGAGAAGCACGCUGUUCUUGUUUUUGGCAGUCCGGCUCAUUCUCAGGACGGUUUGGGUGCCAGCCACAUCUUUCAACUGGUCCCACUGGCCUUGUACUUCUGGAUGAGUGUAAUUAUUACAGAAUUGGAGUAUUUCUAAUAUACUUCCUUCCUCCGCAAAGAUGUGACUGAGGGCAAUAAAAAUACCCUUUUAAAUUCCCUUCACGUUCGAACUUCAAGGUUUAUUGCGGAUAAAAUGAACAGACAAGGAGUGAAUAGGCUCCUGCUGGUUCUACUGGAGUAGGUGGUUCUGUGGGAGAAGGACUGGGGAGAGGUUCUGUCUGAAUCCCUUGAUCAAUGGUCUUCUCUGUUUGGGUAGCCUCAACCUUUGUUCGUGCUGCUUGAAUCAUUUGCUUUAAUGCUUCUUCCAUUUUCAAGUCUUCUUUCUUCUUUUUCUUGGCUGCUUCUGUCUUCUCAGAGAUGUCACGUUUUUUAACCAUCGUGAUGUUUUGAUAUUCUACGGUAGUAUAAAACCAGUUACACCCGCUUUACUUGUUUUUUUCUACUUGCCCAAACCUGCCUUAUGACGGCAUGCAUAAUGCCCUUGCCCAAACUUGUCCUAUGAUGAUAAAAGCCAAGUGGUUAUUUUAUUGGUGCCACAAACUUGACAUGUUCCACUUGUCUCCUAGCUUCAGGCUAUUCACAAGAUUAUUUUCAAGAAAAUUUCCCUUCGGUGAAUGUGUUAUUCAUCGCUUUCGAUUUAUUUUUUUUUUUAACUCAAGGAUAUCCAGGAUCGUUUACAGCAAAAGUUUACUUGUCCUAAACUACAAUUGUGUGAUUAUUGUAGGCGAGCCCAUUAUUUACUAUGGCUGAAAAAACGACUACCCUACUUCAUUGUUUUGGACGAGGCCAGAAAAUGAAUCGUAUGGCGGAAAUGUAUGGAACAGGUAGUGGACUAUGUUCUCUGUGAGUGUUGUGAAGAAGCAGUGCAUGAAGCUUGUACGAAAGGAGAGGGAUUGAGUUAUGUUCCUGAUCGCUGUAAUACAGAAAAUGUUUCCGGUAUGAGGUGUCGUGAUUCCAGCAAUAUUUUUCAGGACAAAGACUGUGAAGAAGGAAAUGAUCGCUACCCCUUACAAAUUGAUCAGGUGGCUAAACUAAAGGAAGAGAAUGAACGGUUGAAAAUAUAGAUACAGUUCUUUGGUUAUUGACUUUAACCAUAGUUGGUCCUAAAGGAACCGUUAGUAGCUCCUAAAAAGAGCUGUUAAUUUAUUUUUCCAGCACGGUGAGCAUUUCGAUCAGGCGAUUCUGUUCUGUUAUACACUUUCUCAACAGGAGUUCUCUUGAAUGCUUCAAAUGUCUAUUAUGGACUCCUGCCAGGAAAUUUCUAUCUUACCGUACUUUUCCAACGAGGGGCCGCUUGGAUUCUACGGGUGUGGAAUCCACCAAAUUAUUGACGGGUAGAUCUCACUCGACUUCUUGAAGGGCUUUUUCCAGGGUAGCUUCCAUGAUGAACAUCUGAUGAGUAGAGAUGCUCUUAGUCUCUUUUUAUAGUGUUUCAUUUGCAUACGGUACAUGGUAGUAAAUAAGACGGCCACGUGAACCAUGAAGUCGGUGCGCCAAGGUUAAAAUACUUCAUCACUACUUCACCGCUUUGACGGUAAAAACUGCGUCGGCAACGUCUUAGCUUUUUACCGCUCUGUUUGGGACGGUAAAAUUGAUAUCUAAACAAACUAUCACUUCAAAAAGUAAGUUGUUUGUAUGUUUUUGAUCAGAGCGUUUGAGAAGAUAUUUUGUCGAGUGAAAAAAAUGACUUUGCCUCCUUGCUUUGGACUAUAAAUAGGAUUGAUUACUUUUUCGUUGCUUGAAUCCAAAUAAAAUGAUUGUUAAGUCGAAGGAAUUAGCAUGUUUUGCCUGAGUGAUUUUUGCUUGCUAGGGUGAAUUGCUUGCUUGCGUUGUUGUGUAAACCACUUUUGAUUUGAAAAUAUACUUUUUCAGCAUGAAUAAGUGUUGUUAUUUCAAUUGCUCUCCUUGGCGUGGAAUAAGUCUCAAGCGUGACAAGCGGUAAUACUAACGAGAAUUCUACACUAAUUUUCCUAAGUGAAAUUAAUUCUGAAUUGGUCGUGCGCACGCGUUGUUUGAAAAGGAUGACUGUGUAUGUUUGUCCCACAUGUCUUCCAUGGACGAUUUGUUGACAAAUAUAAACCCGCUCUACCAUAGCUACUAUUGAAUGAGUUUCCGAACAUAGAUUACCGUUUUUGUUCCGAUCAGCACACGAAUCCUCACCCGACUAUAGCUCAAAGAAAAACCCUAACUCACCCUAUAGCACGAACCUUAACCCUAAGUAUGCGAAUCAUGCGCGAUUCUUGAUCACAUGACAAACCUCCACACGCGAUCCCACGGGUCCAAACCCUCAUUCGGUCCCAAACUCGAACCCAGGACCAAAAAGUAGACCACAAAGGGUAAUCUAUAUUUUUUACACUACGUUUUCCUCCCCAAUUUUUUUAAUUCCCUCCUCCUCCUCGACAAUUUUAUUAUUUUCCCUCCUCCUACUCCACCUCCCCAUUUUUUAUAUAUUUUUUCUCUCCACCACUACCACCACGUUUCUAUUGUUUCCCUCCUCCACCAACACCACUACCACAUUUAUGUCGCUUUCACUCCCCCUAUUAUUUUCCUGCCAGACAGGCCAAAAAGGCCAACCUCAGGCCAAAAUAGCCAAAAUCAGGCCUAAAAGGCCGAACUCAGGCCAAAAAGGCCCGACUCAAAGAACCAGUAUUGUGGGUAGCAAGACAAUAGGAGGAGUGAAUACAAUAGAAAUGUGGUGGUGGUGGUGAAAGGUAAAAUAUAUUUAAAAAAUGAGGAGGUGGAUUAGGAGGCGAGAAAAUAAUAAAAUUGUGGAAGAGAAGGAAAAAAAAAGUGGGGAGGGAAUAUAAUAAAAUUGUGAAGGAGUGUAUAAAAAAAUUGAGGAGGGAAACGUAGUUUAAAAAAAGAUAGAUUGCCCUUUUUGGUCUACUGAAUGGAUAUUUUAAAAUCACUGAGUAUUUUAUCUUUUUGCAAUUGUUAAAGGGUUAUAAAGUUGAUUUCUCGUGUCUUAAGAAACGUGUCUGGUUUUAUUGCUAUUAGUCGCGUGAUUUAAUUGAUCCUUGUUCUCGCGGAGCGAGUUUAUAAUCUCGUCGCGCGCGAAGCGCGCGUGCAGCACGUGAACCGCGCAUUGUACAGAUCGUGUAUCGUUGUAUCGGAGAAGAUAAUUUUUCUGUGAACUGUAAGCGUUGUCUGAUCUCUCCAUCGCUUUUUGAAGCGUCGGCAGUCUGUAUUCCCUCUCUUCAUCGGCUCCAUUUGCACUGUAAUUGUAUUAUUUUGUCGCUGCCUCUGUACAUGUUUGUGGUCGCUGUGUUGACGACGUUGCCUUCGCUGUGCUAAGCGAUGUUCUCUGUGCUUUGAGCACGGCUUCUUGUUGUCGUCGUCUUUUUCGCUCGCGAUGAAUUUUAGUCGGCGUUCUCCAGAGUAGUUUCGGUUAAAAAUCGAGGAUUUCCAGCCACUUGUUGUGUUUGUUGUUCUGUGCCAUCUGAAUGGGAAAUUGCUCGUGAUUCACCGAUUGUAAACAUUGUUUCAUAGAUGAAUAAACAUGACCAUUUCAUGAAUAACACAUGAAAUGCGCUGGUCAUCAGCGGCGAAGUGUACGUUGCCUGGAAACGCAAAAUGCUCCAUGACGUAGUGCUACAUGAUGUCAUUGGCGGACACCAAGCAUAUAUUCAUAGAGAGAUUUAUGGCGCACUGAAUUUUGCAUCUGGCUAAGACAACUCGCGGUUCACGUGCUGCACGCGCCCUUCGCGAGCGACGAGAUUAUAAGCUCGCUCCGCGAGAACAAACCGACAAAGACAAGACAAAACUGGCAUUGUUUCCUCACGUGUUUUCUUCCGGCUUUGUUGUAUAGGUGCUUACAUCCGAUUUAACAUCUUUCUCUCCAUUAACUAAUUUACAUCUUCAGGAACUUUCGCACUACGAAAAUAUCUCUCACUUGUUUUCUUUAAAAAGGAAUCUGAUGUUUGGAGGACAUCGGCUCUUUUUUUUGACCUUUCUUCACAUAUAGAUAACUUUAAGGUGGCCCGAACCUAUUUACAUGCGCGUUGGUUACGUUUUUGUAUGGCGUUUUUCGGCAGUAACGAUUUAACCGAUUUCCAUGAUUUUUGUCAUCCUUAAUAACAGAUGGUCGAACUUGCUUAACUUUUGUUUGAAGCAUAUGCCGAUAUCUCAAACGUUUCUAUACCUAUAAGAAAAUAAAUAGCAUUUUCUUAAAGUAUUAAGUAUGCCAAAAAUCAUAGAAAUCGGUUAAAUCAUUCCUGCCGAAAAGCCCGAUUCAAAAACAUAACCAACGCGCAAAUAAAUAGGUUCGGGCCACCUUAAGGUGAUUCCCUGGUUUUGCACUGCGCAUCUCUUACUGCGCAUAACAAGAUGGCCUCCGUAAAAAAGAGCAUGUGAAGUAACAGUAUUAAAAUGAAGUUGACCGAAGAGAAACGCUAUUGCAAUUUUUGCUUGCGGUUGUUUCUUGCCGAGGUGAGACUCAAUGUGGUGGGAAUGUGCAUAACGUAAGCAAUACGCGUGUUGCUGAGUUCGACUUCCUCACGGAGAACCUCGAUAGUGGAUGUUUAAUUUGUGCUUAUUCACUUUGAUUUUCAUUUAAACGCUUUCUUUAUCACAUUGUGUCCUAAAUGUGAUAUCUCGAUGUAAAUUCUGUAAAAACGGAUUUUUUAAUACUUUCUUCCCCCUUUGGCAUACAUUCUAUUUUGAAACUCGCCCCAGUCCUCUCUCAAGAAUCAAGGAAAAUGCAUUUGGUGCGCACUUCCUGCAGCUCUACCGCAAAAACGAGUACGGUGACCCCCAUUUUUUAUUUUAUUAUUUUAAUAAGGACAGUGCUUCCUUUCAGUGAGAAAAAAAUAGGCACAAAUCUAUGUUCAGUUUUUCGGCAAUUUUACUGAAUUGUACGGAUUGAGCUAUCACGUGUCGAAUAGCGCGUGUCCAAUUUAAUUCUACUUUGGAGCGUAAAGUAAAAACAAGGGCAUUAAAAGGCAUUUUUCUGGUACGUAAGUGGAUAAACAAUGCAUUAAAGUCAAAUUCUGUGCGAUACCACAUGCAUCAUUGAAAAAAUCUUUUCUUUUUGUCUAGUUUUGGGCGGCGGGCGGUUUUUGUCAAAGGGUCCAAAAUAGCCGUAUUUGUCACCAUUGUGACGUCAAAACGAGCACGGUGACCCCCACUUUUUAUUACCUUUUUAUCAUCUUCUUGACUUGUUACAUCAGUGUACCAAGUUUCAUCUACAAUCUAUGUUAGGUUCUUUUACGAGGGAAUCACCUUAAAGGUGAAUUCGAUGGGAAUAGUUGAUGCUCAUUAUCAUUAGGUUCUUCACAUACGACAGAACUUCGUGUGUUGAUAUAUUUCGUUAUGUUGUUUUUUAAGGCUAGUGGUGCAACUGCCGUAAGAGCAUUGUUUACCCUGCUGAACAAGGAAAACAAACCUGUUAUAUUGCUUGGACCAUCCAACACAGCUGCCCUGGAACCCGUUGCAGAGUCGGCAAAACAAUGGAAACUGGUUCAGGUUUGGACAUCAACUUUAAUUCAUCACGGAUGUUAAUGUUUUCUGUGAUGAGGCAAAAUGAAUAAAAUAAUCAAUCAGUAGAUGCUUCCCUCUGAUGUUCCCAUUAUGAUACUUGGAGUACUUUGAAUGCAGUUAGAUAAACGAGCAGGAUUUUCUAAUUUAUUUCUCUAUUGAUUGACUCAUUUCACUAUUACGCUGGAGUACGAGAAUAGUUCGUCUUCGGCUCGCAAAUGUAAACGCCAAUACAGAUAUCCCGCUUUAGAGCGUUUUCACAUGACGUCACGGCGACCAUAUUGGUGUUCCAAAACAAUGAAACGGCGGCCAUGUUAGUGUUCCAAAGCAGUCCUCUGCGAGUUGACUUCUUUCUCAUACAAACGCAUUCUUUUGUAAUUCCAGUAAAUUUGCAUAGAUGCUGCCCAUGUGAGGGAAGACGCUCUGUACAUCGUCGUAUUCUUUAUAAAUCAUUAGUUAGGUUAUGGACGACGUAUUUUAUGUUGUAAGAACGGAGUCAUACGCUCCGGUCGUUUCUGCGGGUAAUCACUCUUGCAAAAGCAAAAAGGCGUUAAAUUUAAGAUUUUAUUCUUCCCGUCUUUCAGGUUUCUUAUGCCUCAGGUUCGCCAAAAUUUGAAAGCAAGCGGAUUUACCCGAACACGUACCGUGCAGCUCCGUCCUCGGCUUCAUUUAGUAAAGCAAAGGCUGCCUUCAUAAAGUACUUUGGAUGGAAGAGAGUAGCCAUACUGCACCAAUACGAUCCAGAAUUUUUUUCUCCUGUACAGUACUAUUUUUUUAUUUUAAUGUCUUACGUAAAUUUCGAUUGUAAGUGUGAACGUUAAGUUUCCGCAGUAAGUGCACUACUGCUUUUUAACUGUGUAUCCUGAAAGUAGAAUUGGCAUUUCAACGGUUCUACAGGGGGAAGAUUCUCUCAUCUUCAGAGACCCAGAGAACGAUACACAUUUAGUUCCAACAACUGCGCGGCAUAGUUGAGGAAAAUGCGUUGGAUUUGUAUGACUUACAUGCGGCUCACACUGGACCUCUGUUUUUUGUUUUAUCUCGCAAAAUCGUCCUGCCCCAAGUUCAUAAUUAUAAUCCCGACUUACUUUCCUUUUUUUUUUCCUUUUAAAAACCUAAAACUCUCAAGGCAGACUUAGACUAGACGCAUAAGAUGCCACAAAAUAAACCCUCUACAUCGACCCAUUGAUUGACUGACUGACUAACUGACUGAUUUAUUUAUUGUUUUGUUUGCUUGUUUUUUGCACAGACAGUGGAUAAGCUGAAGAUCGCACUUGUAAAGAGCAACAUUAGCAUCAUUGCAAUUGAAGGUUUUGAAGAGCUCGGCGAUGUCAGUUUUCAGAUGGAAAAACUCAAGGUUAUUAAACUCCUAGUCAUCAAUUAUUCAUUUUAGUUAUUUUUUGCAUUUUCUGGCUCUACCUUGCCACUGCUUCAGUGCUGCUUCUUAGCUUCUUCUCAAAUCUGGUGUCUUUUUCUGUUUUAAUUAGAAAUUGGAUGCUAGAAUAAUUAUCGGAGAGUUCGGCUACGUCGGUGCAAGGAACGUUUUCUGUGAAGUAAGUAAUGUAACAAAGCAGAGAAUGUGCUUUAUCCUGAUUUUUAUUUUCAGUGUUUAAUGCUGACCUGACUUAUAACUUGACUCAUGACUCGUUGACUCUAGCCUGCGUUGCCGAGACAAACUUGUCACUAGAGUUCUCUAUCUGGGUCUCGAAUCGGGGAAAUAGACUGUCUGCAACGCAGGCUAGUUGACCAAUGUGACUAUUAAAAAAAGAUUUCUCACAUUAAUGCCCACGAUUACAUAUGUUUUGUCCUUCUCAGACCUUUUAAGGGUAUAAACCGAAAAAGUAGACAGCUAUGACACUUUAUCUUUUUUUCUGAAAAAACUAACGCCUUCAUUUAGCAGUGUUACAUAUAACUCUAACUCAUGAAAUUUUUAUAAUGCAGGCCUUCAAAAGGAAGAUGUAUGGACCUAAUUAUGCUUGGAUAAUAUUUGGUGAAUUCAGCCCUACAAAAAUUUUCGCUGAUGACCCGAAACUUCGAAACAGUGUUUUAAGAGAUUGUUCAAGUAACGAGCUAAAGGAGGCAGCAAAUGGUUACAUUUCCACCAUCAAGCUGGACAUCCGUAAGGACAAUAACCAAACUAUAUCCGGCUUGGUAAGUUGACUUGUACGUUGAUAGAGGACAUUAACUAUUGUGUAAACGUUUCCCUUGCUUUGCGGCACUGUAGCUUUGUUUGUUCAAUUCUGCAAGUACGAACACCAUCAUGUUACAUAAAUGCAUUGUUUCUUUGUUGGCACCACUUUUCGCUCAAAGGGCGGAGAAAUGUUAUUAAGAAGGCUACCUUUUCAAGUUCUAGCUUUCUUUGCAGAACUUUCCUAAUAAAACACCAGUUCUGGGACGCCAUUUUUUUUUUCAUGUUGUUGCCGUUAUCAUUAUCACAUUAACGUUACUUUUUCAUGUUUCUUAAGACAUCUGAAAGAUUCUGGUGGCAGAUGAGGCAACUGAACAAGCACAACAAUCUGAGAAAGGACUCUGCGUACGCCUUCGAUUCAGCAUGGGUAGUAGCCAUGGCACUGGAUUCCGCUUUUGCUAAAGGGAUGAAAUAUGAGGAGCUUUUAAACCGAAAAUUCAAGCAAGUUGCAGCGAUAAGAAGUGGUAUUCAAAACAUAAACUUCGCGGGAUUAACUGUAAGUAUAAUCUACGAUAACACGACAGAUUUUGAAUUAUGCGUUUUAUCAAUAAGCAUUAUGCUACACUUUCUUUUAAGACAAAGAAACAGAAAAAUUGUUUUGCGUGCAGGCAAAAGCUGCUUUUAAAUAAUAAUAUUCCUCAGUUUUUCUUGAAGAUUCUAGUACAUUUAAGAUAGAAUAUGGUAUUUUUUGUUGUACAGGGGCCUGUAGGCUUUGAUGAAAACAGAGAAAGAGUUGGAACAGUUCUUAUUAAGCAAAAUAGAGACGGUGAGCUGCUCUGUAAGGAUAAUAGUUUCUUGUAGGAAAAGUGCUUGGAAGAAGAAUUUCCUGUAAAAAUGACAAGAUGAGUUAUGAAGAAAUACAUUUGCAUCUGCAUUUGUCUCAAAAAAGGCACCAUUUUGUCAAAAUAGAAGUUGCAGUUGCAGUUGUCUCCCAAAAGUAACAAACACAUUGAAAAAUACAUUAACUUACAGGACGUUGAGAGAAGACUUGUAAUGUGCAUUUACAAGAAAUUCUAUAAAAUAUUUUUGAUACACAUUUUUUUCUCAUUGUAAUAUUUAUAAUCAUAGUCGUUUCAGUUUAAGUUUUAGUUGAUUGCCAGCACGUUAUGUGAAUAACAGGUUAGGUUUUUGUUGUCCUUUUGUAGGAAACGAAACUAGGAUUGGUCAACAUUUCACCUCCUCCGACGAACUCCGUCUAUUUGAAUCUGAGCAAAAUAAGAUAUGGGAAGGUAAUAAAUUUUUCCGUUACACUUCAAUGUCUUUUCAAAAUAUCGAAAUUGCAGUCACUGUUGAUGAUGAUGAUGAUGAUGAUGAUAAUGAUGACGAUAAUGAUGAUGUAAUGACAAUAAUGAUAAUGAUGACGAUGAUAACGAUUUAGUGAAUAAUCGAUUAAUAUGUCCGUAGAUUCUGUUGGAAAUAACCGAAGCUGAUAUAGCUUACACUCCCUCGAGUGCCUUUUAAUUAUUGAAGCGCCGUCCACUUGCCACGUCGUCUGGUGUCCUGUUUAGUUCGUUGAACAAUCUGCAACUCUAAGUACAUUCUAUAAUUUGCUCAUCUGAUGUUUAGUAUUCUUUCCUGUCUGGCUCCAGUUAAAUGUAAACACGAGUUUAGGGCACAGUCCGUUCAGAGUCACCGAUAAUAUGCAUGAGCGUAUGGGCUCCCCCAGAUUUAGGGAAACUCAGAUUUUUUGCCCAGCAAGAGAAAUUUGGGCAAAGCCAGUUUUUAAAGAUUCAAAAACCCACUUUGAGAGCAGAGCUUUAAUGACCGCCAUUUGUGACUUGGAGUUUAUCUUCAGACUGUGUGUGCUGAAAGUAAUCCUGAGCAACAAUAGUAGUCUGUGCAAGGUUGGGACUGUGAGAAUUCUGUCAGAUGUGCCAUUUCCUAGGGAGGGAGAGAUUUACUAGAUCUUACUAGACUUUGCUUGAGCUCUCUCCAGCUAAGUUUAUACCAUUGUUACUGGCCCAAGACGUUUCUGUUGCGUGCCCAUAUAUGCUACUCGAAUUUUGUUAGAAACGACCUUUAUCUGUGGAUAAUCAGGUAGCUGACCUGCAGCUUGAGCUGGGGCUAUGAACGCCUGCUACGGUGAGAUUUCUCUAAUUUCAAGCAUUGUUCUAAGGAAUUACUUAAUGCCAAAGAAAGCAGAGUAAAAGUCUCCAUUGUUCCAUGUUACAAGAAACGCGGUCGCGUAGUUUUUGUUUUGGACUCUUUUUGAUUUCAUCUUUUGCAUUUCUCCUUCAGACAAUCGACCACCGAAGGAUCACACCGGCAGAAAAAUUGAGCUGAUGAUGAGUCCCUUACCACUUAUCGUCAUAAUGUGGUUCAUGGCAGCGAUCGGCAUCAUCUGCUCGUUGAGCUUUCUGUAUUUUAACAUCAGUAAAGGUAAAAACAGGUAGGACUUUAACCGUGCUGUUUCUGACCUUUUCCAACACAAAACAUAUUCUCAAGCAAAAGCAUUUUUGAAUUGUUUCCGACCUCUAAUCUCAACGUGCAUUAAAUAUUGGAGCUCUUUGCAUAUUUACAUCUUUUAUUUUCAUUUUGUCAGGAUAAUCAAGAUGUCGUCGCCUAAACUUAAUGAUAUUAUUAUUAUGGGAUGCAUCCUGUGCUACGCCUCCAUUGUUUUGUUGGGUUUGGAUGCGAGGUUUCUCGAUUUGCAAGGUUAUGGCAUCAACUGCAACGUAAGGAAAUUAAUUAUUAACGAGCAUUUUCUUGAGCAAGAGUCUACCCUUUUCUGACGUAUAAUAUAGCUGUAACAUUUCAAGAGAAAGCUUUCCUUCAUUUGGUGAACAAUGUACUAAGGCGGCUAACGUAGAAUUCCGAUAAGACAGGUGUUAACACGGGUCCGGACAAAUUUUUGAACGGACUAAUUUUUCCCUCUGCAACCUGUUUACACGGAACCUUGCCAAAUCUGUGCAUGUUACAGUAGUUUUCAAACAAAUUUUUGCCGGUGGCAGCAUUCGAAUGGCUUUUUUUUUAUCACGGCGCGUAAAUAGGCUUCAGGCUUGUCAGUAAAACGUGGGGUCUGGGCCGGGGUCUAUCUUUUUGUUUAAAAGAGUGCUGUUUUAGGGUUAGGGUUAGAGUAAGGGUUAGGUUAUGGUUAGGGUUAGGGUUAGUGUCAACCCUAACCCUAACCAUAAUCCUAACCAUAAAACAGCAUUCUUUUAAAGUAAGACAGACCCCGACCCCGGCCCAGGCCCCGGUCCCGGUCCCGGCCCCGGCCCCGGCACCAAAGCCGACCCCGACCUCGUCCCCGCGUUUUACUGAUACCCGGUUUCUACCGCACAAACUGUGCAAAAACUUGAACAGUUCAGGUGUUUACACGAGUCCGUGUAACAGUGAUUACAAGUUGCGUUUCAAGUUGCGCACCUUGCCGCAGGUCCCAUGUAAACGAAAGGCAGAUCCGAUUUCACAAGUGUUUGUCCGUUCAAAACUUUUUCCGGGCCCGAGUAAAGGGGGUCAACCUUUAAGAUAGCAGUUAUAUUUCUACUCAUUCUAUUUCUUCCCGUAUUUUUGAAAGGAGAAAAUGAGCCAAAAAAUGUAAAGUUUUGGAUUUAUUAAUAAAAUGAGUUCGAUUCUCACCAACAGGCACGAGCUGCAUUGCUGUCUAUCGGAUUUUCCUUAUCCUUCGGUGCAAUGUUCAGCAAAACAUGGCGAGUUCACAAGAUAUUCACAGCGGCCAAGACUCUCAAGAAAAUGGUACGAUGUGGUUCACUCUGUAUUGCAGUUCGGUCUAGGUGUUUGCGAAUUAUAUAGCAGUUAAAGGCUUCUCUUGACCUUGACCUCUUCACCUUGAAUUGGGUGAAAAUUCAAGGUGGAUACUCCACGAUUAAAAUACGAGCAUUCAACUAGUGUAAAGUAACCUCGAAAGAAACCCUAGCUAUCGUUGUGUAGACCUUUUGUUUAAUUUAGGAAAUUUCAUAAAAAAUAUUAGCUUUAGUGUUCUAUGCACUGUUUUUCUCUUACAGCAACAUACGUUACUUGCGUCCCUCUACAAAUUACAGUUGACCCAGUUGGGUAGAAUGAUGUGGUGAGAUAAAUAAUUAAAACCCAGCAAUCUGAAAUGAGACAUGAACGGUUCUUUAACAUUCCAAUGCUAAAAGUAAUCACCAAUGCCUAAAAUGUAGUUAAAGCUUUAGAGUAUGUAUACUAACUUUUAUGAUGUUCUUAAUCGAAUGAAUCUUUACCGGGAAUAAUUUCGUAAAACACUGUUUUCUAUUACAUUAUAACAGGCUAUAAAGGAUCUUCAUCUCCUUGCUAUCGUAGCAGUAUUGUUAACAGUGGAUGUUAUUUUCUUGUCCUGUUGGAUUAUUAUCGACCCAUUCCAAGCUGAAGAAUUAAAAUUCGAAGAACUGGUAGGAACUUUUGAGUCGUUUUAACUUUUCGCGUGAACACGAUAUAACCUUGGUGUUUAACAGCCUCAACUCCUUAAAAAAACUCGAAGGUCAUAUUAUCAUUAUUCACUCUUGCAGGGGUACAAUAGGCUUGUGAAGCUCCAGCUUUGAAUGCUCCAAUUGGGUUGUUUCUUUCUUGUUUCUUAGUUUCUUAGAAUGGAUAACCUUUCUACUGAGCUACGGCAGGCAAACUCUCUUGGGGCUUUCAGGGCCGCUUGUGGCUGAAAACAUUUUUUACUAUAAUAGUUGUUUCUUGUUGUUGUUUUUUUUAAUUCCUGAUGGAUUGACAUAGCUUAAGUAAAAGUUUUCAUCCAUUUAUUUCAUUCAUUCAUUCAUUCAUUCAUUCAUAUAGGCGUACCUUUAACUAACAAAUAUUUUAAAGCAUGAUUACUUUCAUGCCAUUUUUUAUCCAUAGAGCCGAAAGGAACAAGACACUAUCAUCAUUCCGGCUUUAUACCAGUGCACCUGCAAAUACAAGACCUAUUUUCUGGCAGUCCUGUUUGCCUACAAAGGAAUACUUCUGUUAUUUGGGCUCUUCCUAGCCUGGGAGACACGCAAUGUCACAAUUCCUGCCUUAAAUGACUCCAAGUACAUUGGGAUGUCUGUUUAUAAUGUUGUUGUGUUGUCCAUUAUCGGUGCUAUUGUGGCCAUUGCACUCGAUGGAUCCAUGUACUACGAAGCUCCUUAUGCCAUUUCCUCGCUCUGUCUUAUUGUUUGUACUACAGUUACGCUGUUAUUGGUAUUUGUUCCAAAGGUAAGUCAUGACAUAAUUGUGCCGCUGCUGAUGUUUCGUACUGCUAUUGCUACUGCCGCUACUGCUGCUACUACUAUUACUAACUGCCAAUACCACCACCAGUACCACUACCACCACCACUGCCACUACUAGUGCCACCACCACAACCACUACCACUACCACUACCACCGCCACAACCACUACCACUACCACCACCACCACCACCACCACCAUUACCACCGCCCUCUACUACCCCUUCUACUACCACCACUACCACCGCCUCUACCACCACCGCCACUACCACCACCUCCACCACCACCACCUUCACCACCACUACCACUGCCACUGCCACCGCCACCAAUACCACCGCCCCCACCACCACCACCACCACCACUACCUCUACCAUGCCGUGACGUCUUACUGUAAGCUCUGUAAAAAUAACCAGCAGUGUGAAUGAAAAUCGUCGUUUUUCAUUUUAAAGCACCCCCAAUACCUUUACCUUUAGAUCUACCAAUUCCUUAUGAAGGAAGAAGGAAUCCUCCAAGCCUCCUCUAUGCAUGCUGCUGCUACCGGCAGACCGCGGGCUCAUAGUCACAGCCUGACGUGCGCAAUCCCUGUGCUUAAAGAACGACAUACCUCAUUUACCUGCAAAAGCACACAAACAGAUUUUGAUGCCCCAGAAAGUGCAGGUAAAGAAAGUAAUGAUUGAAUAAUGGCAUGAAUACCAAGUGCAUGAUGUUAAAUAACAAGUAAAUACAUUUGUAGUUAAGACAAAUAACGGUUUGGUGGUCGCAAUUCCACAGCGUGGUUCUUCGUCUACCACUCCAGAUGAAAUUGGGCUGAGUCGAAAGCGAAAAACUGGAGAGUAAAGUAAACUGUAGAAUACCAGGAGAAAACCUUUCCAGUGCACCCGCGACAACCAACAAUACACUCGACACACCCUCUGAGCUUCAAACCUGUGUCACAUUACUGGGGUAGCAGUUGGGAUGGUGUGCUGCCAUCACUACGCCACCUUUGCUCGUUGCAAUAUCGAUAACGUCGAAAGAUAAAAAAUAUUCCUAGGUCCUUCCUUUGAGGAUCAUUUAGGCAGUCUAUAGUUUUUGCUUGAAUGAUCAUACUAUUUUUGUAUUCCGCAAGACAUUUAUGAGCAGAGCAGCACGAAUAGCAUAAACAGAUCACGCCCGGGAAACGCCUACUUGUCUGUCUAUUGCCAUUACUGGCAACCUUUUCCUACUGUCAAAUGAAGCAAGGCAGGAAAAUAUAUGUAGGAUAAAGGUUGAAAUUGUUGCUGAAGUUGAAUAAUGUCUUUUUUCUAUAUUGUGUUGCCUCGCAUCAUCAGAAACUUGUUUCAAAAUUUCAAGCUCUUUUACUAUGCUUUUAGGCCCCAGUACUCUCCUCAUUCCACUUCUUGAAAACCGGGUAGAAUACGAUGGACAUGCAAGAGUUUAAGAAUGUUGCAAGUAAUUCAUACGCACACUAUUUCGCUCAUCUCAUCUCCACAUAACAGCUUUGGUUUCUAGUCACGCAUUUCUAAUGAAACCUUCUUGAUGGAUACUAAUGAACCUCUUGGCAGCUGGGGCCUUCUUCUUGUUACUCUUUUUAUCUUUUUACUUCAGGGAAUAUCUGUUGAUGGAACAUAUCUGAGGGGUAACUGACCUGUUCAGGGUCACCCUCCAUAAUUGCCUUGAAAGAUAGGAGUCUCAUUUGCUGACGAAAUCGCUGCCAUUUGGUCUUGUCUAUCUUUUUGCCUUAGGAAAAGUGCAAUCGUCACAUAAGAAAUCUCAAUAGACCAUUUUACAGUUGUUGGCUAAGUAUCCUAGCCUAUGAGUGAACGUCAGGAUGAGGUUGACCUUGUUUUGAUGCAAAACCCUUUUGUUAUAAAUUAAAUCCGCGUUGCCGAUAGCAACGCGUCCCUUAAAUUCCCUAAGGGUAUUUUGCAUUCAAGCGCUAUGUUUUAAAAAUUCAGUUUGAGCUAGCAGUGGACAACAGGGGUCUUUUUUGCAUGAGCAUGCGCGACCGCUGAACAAGCGAUGUGCAUGGAGGCUCACCACAGGGUUUGCCUUCAUCAAAAUGGCGCGUCCCAAAGCUAUCAUAGCGAUUAUUUUGCUCGUUGGUCUUGGCGAAUGUGCUCGUCAUUUAACAAAAUGUGUAGUUUGCAAAAAAAACUCUAACAUGGUCUUAGCAAAAGCGAAGUAGACCGGUUUUAACAUACAUGAGCUACUAUCAAAUUUCAUCUCCCCACUUGACCUGGACAACAGCGCGCGUAUAUGUAGUUCCUGGAGGAUUGCACUGACCUCAUCAAAGUCUAAACAAAGUGCAGAAACGUUUGUUGAUGCAAGUAAACACUUUCAAUUUUCUUUGUUUUGAAAUUGGAAAGGAAGAGAAAUAUUAAAAAAAAAAAACAUAGCAAAUUUCAGCGAGUGGGUUCGAAGUGCGCGAAAGCCGAUGUUCAGUUCAGCAGUGAAUUAAUAUAUGUUCUACAAUUUUCCCAGCACUUUAAAGCUACAAAAUUAAGAGCACACGAGACGUAGAUUAGUCACCUGGUGAGAUGUUGGUGGUAGUCACCCUGUAUGUCUCGAACAAUAAAAAGAAUGAAUAUCAAUGAGACACAGUCAAAACUGCGUUCAAUAGGACCGAAAUUUAAGUCCAAUCUUGUGACCGAUUUUGAUGAAACAAAACGGGUAGGUUUCCCAAGAAGUACAGUAAACAUGUGAUGCCGACCAAAAGUUAAAAAUCAUUAGAACAUUUAAGUUCUGGCCAAAACCAAAUUCCUGUGAAAGAUGCGUUACAAUGUUAGUCCACGCAAAAACAAGAAGUUCUACAAUUUUCCUAUAAACAAACUUUGUAUCGCUAAAAUACUUAAGGCAAAAACUUUCUAUUCCAACUGAAAACGGCGUGGUAGUCGCCCGCUGAUCGUUAUUAAUCCACUCCCGAAAUAUGGCUAAAUCAGCUAUUAACAAAUUAUUGACAGAAAUCCUCUACGGCAUCGAGAAACUGAUUUACAUCCGAUUUAUAGACAAACAAUAAAUAAAGAACAUUUUGCUCAAUAGCUACGCAUCAGGAAUGCAUUCUAUGCCAAACUUUGCGGUUCUUAAACGGGAAUCAAGAUACGAGUCGAGCGCCAAACAACAACAAGCAGCCAUGUUCGUGUCAGACAUCCUUGAGAAACUUGCUCUUUCACCUCGUUCAGCGCACCAGUCUCCACUUUAAAUCAACAGAUCUUUACUUAUUUUGUACAACGAAGGUCUUUCCUAAGUUCCUGCUACCAUUUCAAUCUCAAGCAAGCUUUCAAAGUGAACAAUUUGGUUCCUAUGACUAUGCAGCACGGUUGCUGUCACUGGUCGCGUGCUCUUUGACAAGUCAGUGGUCGCGCAUGCUCAUGCAAAAAAGACCCCUGUUGCAGUGGACAUGAACAGAAGAAUUCAGAUUUAGAAACGAAGACCCGGAGAUAAUUCACGCUAGUAUGAGUAGUUUUUUCUAAGAGUUUUUUCAUCCUUUGAGCGAAUUUCUUAUCAAGAUAUUUGGGUUUUUCCUUUUUCAGCGAAUCAUUCUGUAAAUCACACUAUUAAUCCUCGAAAUGUAGAGGUGAAAGAGGCGAGCCGAUUUCGACGCGUGAUUGCUAAUUAACUUGAACUGUUAGAAUACUGAGACACAGAGAAUUAAACAAUGAAUCUUGAAGAACAGCGAAAAGACGACGACACCAUUCUAUUCUUAUAAAAAUUAAGCUUAGGACUCACAUAGCAAAAGGGGUUUUAUCAAAACAAGGACAACUCAAGCCUCGUUUUUACCUGUAACUGUAAAUUGGGGUAUUAUCUAAAUCUUUAAAUUCCACUUUACAAUCUCUUUUUCUUUGGAAUUUCCAAUGGUGAAGAAAUUACUUUCUCUUUCCCUCUUUGAUGCACGUGAGGCAUCUGCCAGUGGAAUUCCAAGCACAGAUCUCUGUGUUUCGGUUCUCAAUCCAAUCUAUUUCUUUUUUUCCGUCAAACUGAAUUACCACUUGUUAGGCACCACAAAAGUAUUAAACUGGUGGAAUAAACUUCCUUGCAGCGGCGGCAAAUAUAUCGGGGAGCUGGUCUAACUUUAGGCAAAAGGUGCUUACACUCUUAGAUCUGAUAGUUGAGUAUAGGUGACCACGCCCUCCUUUAAGACUAACGCCAGGAAACAGAUCUAAUCAAGUCCAGCUCCAAAGCACGCCAUUGCAGAUGUUAAUUCUUUGGUUAAUUUACAAUAACUUAGUUGGCUCCAACUCUUUCCUUACCAAACUUGGUCUGAAAGUACAAAAUAUCCAGCCAAUCAAAUUGGCAUGUAUUUUGACAUCAAAAGGUCAAAAUAUGACGUCACAAUUGCGCACGUUAUUCAUACUUAAAUUGUAAACUUUAGAAUCGUACCAUUUUUUUAUAUCAAUUUUAAAAGAGCAAUUCAAGGAGAGAUGAAACCUGAAAAAAAUUUGCAAUAUCUUAUAUAUGAGCUGAGAUACGACAUUUCAAUUUGGAUAAAUUUGUACUACAAAGUAAAAUAAGUCUUAAUUUAAGCGUUUCAUUGUCGUGUCACCAUUACCAUUUAAUAUAAACAUAAGACAUCUUUAUCUUCGAAAGCUAAAGGAAAAAGAAAAUUGAAAAACGAAAUUCCUAACUGCACAAAAACCAAGAAAACAGUUUUGCGACGUCAUUAAAAUGUCAAAAUCAAAGGGUUCGUUUUUUAAGGAAAAAUAUGGUUCCAGGUGCACUGAAAUAUCUUUAUUAAAAUCCCAUAACUCGAUUUCUACGUGUCGUAGCGAGAAACGGUUUUCAGCGUAGAUAUAAGGGCGCUUUUCAUUUGUCAGAACUUACCGGCCAGACCAUUCCCGUCGCACUAAUAAUCUCACUUUUAAUCAAAACUCUCCAGUAGUAGGGCUUCAGCAAAGAUAAGCCUCGUUGGUGGAUUCCCUUUGGAUUCCCUCGCAGAAAGUGGAUUCCCUUAAUUAAUAGGCAUAUGGGUCUAGUCAAUGACGUCAUCUAUUGUGAUAACCUAGGGAAAAAAUGGGUUCCUUCAUACUAAUUAAGUGUCUUCCUCCAUAUAUAAUGAAGUGGAUAGGUUUACUAAUGAGCGUCACUCUACUACAAUAGGAACAAUAGGCCGGCCCAAACUUGCCCGGGAUCUUGUAACCCUGAUUGGAUAGUAAACAAUCCAUUAUGUGUUCAACAUAAAAGCGCGCUCUCCGUUCAGCAUUUUAUUCUUGCAAUCGCUUUGUUAAGGAGAACAUUUGUCCGAGUUCGCUCGUUUUGAGAAAACCUUUAUUUACUUUUUGAACAUCAUGGCUUUCAUUACCAACGUUUGCGAAUUUCAAGCUCUCUUGGAUGGUUGUUCCUCGACCCACGAUUGGGAAUUAUUGCUGGAAUCUAUUUUGAUACGCGAUGAGUGGAUCCCAGUGGCGUAUGCCCGGCUGUCGGAACUCACAGCCCAAGAGAUACCGGUAAGUAUUCUAUUUCGUCUCUGAGUUCUUUCCUGAUGACGGUUUACGUUUAAUCUGUACGUUACCGAAGCGAGUUUAUAUUAAUCUUUACUUAACGUUCUACUCCACAGAUUGAAAUCAAUCAGGACACGGGUAGUGAUGAAUUCAACGAUCUACUGAGCGAUUCGGUAAGUUUUCCAAUAUGUUAUGUCACGAAGUAAGUCUUCUCUUCUUAUCUAGAAUAACAACGAGUCAGCACCGUUAUCAGCGCAAGAUACACGGGAUAAUUUUUUUGAUGAGGUAAGCAUUCAUGAUCAUAAAAUUAUUUUUCUUUCACGGAAUUAAGUUUGCACUAUUCAUUGUUCAAUCACUCAUGUGUAUAUUUCUGUUGUUCAUUUUCAGUGGACUGGCGAAACCAGUGAAUUACCCACUUGGAACCCGUCGGAAACCGUAAGUCAUCUUUCAUGUUUACUUGUUUAGAAUACGCUGAAUGCAAACGUUCCCAUUAAAGUUUUUUGAAAAUUAAAUUGUUUCGGCUCACCCAAAAAGACAAUAUAAUUCAUUCCUAAGAGUCAGAAGAAAAUAAAAGUUGGCUUACUAUUUAUGAUGUUGAAGGCGUAAAUAGUUUAUUCUCAGUUAUCGAUUCCGCUCUUCACUGAUCAAAUAUUGUCUUCUCCCAAAGUGAAUUCGUUUUUGCGGAUGAAUGCACCCAUAUUGAAAUCUAUUCUAUUGUUUUGUUGAAAAUCACAACAAAGCAUUUGCUCAAUGUACUAAUAUUCUUCAAUCAUCAAGCCGAGUUGAAGAAAAUAGACAGCGUAUUAUAUAUACUCAAACAGGUAUCAGAGCAAUUUAAGCUAUUUCCACUAAGCAGUUGAUUAUAGCAAUAUAGCAGAGUUAUAAUAUUACCCGCGCGCUUAUCUCUGAAAGUCAAUUAUGUCGUGGAUCGACACAUAAAAUUUAAAUUUAUUCUGUUGAUUCAACAUAAAAAACAAACCAUCUACCCAGUUGUUGAGACGCUCAUUGUAGACAAAUAGAGUUUAUCGGGGUUUCUUGUUAGUUGAGCUUUACGCUAAGACUAGGUCAUAUUUACUAAUUAUAGGAAAUUCAAUCCGGGGAUGGUCACCCUCCACCAGCCAAAAAGCCUCGUAAAGAAUAUCUUUGUGACACCUGCGGCAAGACCUUCUCUCGCCCAAAUCAUCUAAAUACUCACCAGCGAACCCAUACUGGUAAGAAACCGUACGAAUGCACCCGUUGCGACAAAAGCUUCACCCAAAAAUCGCAUCUCAAUCGUCACCUGAAAGCGCACGACAAACAAGCUGCCGAACGGACGUUUACUUGCGCAACCUGUGGCGAAACCUUUAAUAACCGCGCCCCUUACAACGCUCAUAUUCGCACCGCUCAUCAACAACCCGCCACUGUCACUAACAGGAAACGAUCCGCCGCUAAAAACACAGACGCACCUGCUGCUAAAAAACACAAGAAGUCCGCUGAUCCUGGUACUUCACCAACUACACCGCAAACCUCAGCGCCCGGGUCUAGCUGGCACGAAGAUCCUGUUCUCAUUCCUUCGAACCUUAUUCCUGCCGCGGAGGAAAAUAUCACCGACACGUACCGUCAACACUGGCCCCAGAUCCGUACCCGAUUUAGUCGCCGUAACCGUUUACAAGACUGGUACAAUUUCCGCCUGUCCACGAUCAGUCCCACCGCUCUCCGCGAACAACUGAGCAGGAUCUUGGCUGAUCAGCCUACUGUGUUUAAAGUGAAGUUUUCCUUUGGUUUUAUUCUCCGUAAUACAGAGACUGGGGCCCUCCAGUAUCAUCAUCCAUCCGCGAACAACAAUUUGGUGCUAGAACAGCCGUUCCUGAUUUCAAGUCCAGACGAUUUAGAGCGCCUAUAUCAGCAGAUAGCGGAGAUCGAUUACUUGGAGUGGGUUCGACAGCAGCGACCUAACAGUAAAUGGGUCGUGGAUCUCAUCACGAAUGUUACCUGGUUUGUUUGGAAAAUCAGGGAUCAUCCGAUCGGCCGUGGCAAAUAUCUACCAGGUUUUAUUGUGGACAACACGGGAAUCACCCCACUCGAUCGAAACAUUCAAAGAGGCAAGCCUUAUGAAGAUAAUCUGUGUUUUUUUCGCUGUCUGGCCCUCCACAACGGUUGCCACAUGAAGAAUUUAGAGAGGGACACGCAGUACUAUUACCAACAGUAUCGAGACGCCGGGUUAGGAAAAAAGAAGUUCCAUGGGGUCAAGCUGUCCGAACUAGACGAGUUGGAGAAAUUGUAUGAAGUGAAUAUUCAAGUAUACAGUCUCGCGCCUACUCAGAGCCACAGUAAAGACGAAGACAAUGAAGAAAAUACUCCCGAGAUUGCCGCCACCCUGCUUCGCCGCUCUCACCGCCACUACUCCAGCACGCUUUACUUGAACUUGUACGAAAACCAUUUCUCGUAUAUUAAAGAUCUCGCCCGGUACAGUAAAUCCUUCUGCUGUUCAAGAUGUGGCAAGUACUGGAAACGCGCAAGUAAUUUAAGGCAACAUGAGAAAACCUGUGACGGCAAAGUCCAGCUGAAGUACCCUGGCGGAGCUUACCAUGUCCCUAAAACUAUCUUUGAAGAAUUAGAAGACGAAGGUAUUGUCGUUCCUGAAGAAUGGCGGUACUUCCCUUACAGAGCCACCUUCGAUUUUGAAUGUUACUUUGACAAGAAGAAAGCUCAAGAAUUAAAGAACACUGAAAAGUUAACCUGGCAAUCUGCCCAUGUUCUCCUCAGUGUGAGUGUGUGCAGUAACGUGCCUGGUUACCAAGCACCGAAAUGUUUUGUGUCUAACGGCGACCCAAACGUGUUUAUUACAGAAUUUAUGCAGUACCUCACUAAGAUAAGCCUGAAAAGUUCUUCUAUUCUCAGUGAACAGUUUGCACCUGUGUUUGAAGCACUGAAGCAAGUACCUAACCGCGAUGACUCAACAGAAGACCAAUUAGCGCAAAUACUUGUUGAUAUCCAGGAGGGUAGUCAGCAAGCUGAAAGUGAAGAAGGGGAAGAUAAUGAUGAAGAAUUAAGUGACUACGAAAGAGAUAUCGAUUUGAUGGCAAGUGAUGACGAUGACGACGAGGAAGAAAUCGAACCGGAGAAUGAGGAAGAUCGCGCGUUUCUCAAUGAUGAGGUAACAGAAAACGACCCUUCCUUUUACAGAAGACUGAACGUUGAGUUGGAUACUGAGAGGAGACAAGAGAGGAGACAACAGCGAGAUGAGCUAGCCCAGUACGAAGAUGUGUUGUUUGGUCAAGAGCAGACUAGCGACAACAAAGUCUUAACAAAGCUAGCUGAAAAACUGAACGCAUACUUACAAGAACUGCCCGUGCUAGGCUUCAACUCUGGCAAGUACGAUCUCAACGCUGUGAAAGAAUUUGUAUUUCCCUACCUUAUUGAGUCUCAACCCAUCAAGUUCACUGUCAAAAGAAACAGCAACCAUAUGUGUCUCAAGACAAACUCCUUAAAAUUUCUGGACAUUUCGAACUAUGUCGCGCCGGGUUUCAGCUAUGACCAGUUUCUAAGAGCGUAUGAAUGCGAGCAAACCAAAGGUUUCUUCCCUUACGAGUGGAUCGACAGCCUGGACAAGCUCGAAGAAACAUCGCUGCCCCCGCAUGAAGCUUUCUACUCAAGUCUGAAGAACCAAAACAUUACAGAAGAAGAAUAUGAGUACUGCCAGCAAGUAUGGGAAGAAAAUGAAAUGUCCACCUUUCAAGAGUUCUUAAUCUGGUACAAUAAUUUGGAUGUCGUUCCUUUCCUCGAGGCUGUAGAGAAAAUGAGUCAGUUCUGGCAGGAGAGAAAGAUCGAUAUGUUUAAAGAUGGCAUUUCUGUCCCUGGUUUAACCCUCAAGUACCUCUUCUCUUAUCUUUCACCUCAAACUUACUUCAGUCUCUUCGAUCAAGCGAACAGUGAUCUCUACCAUCUGAUCAAAGACAACAACACGGGCGGCCCAAGUAUUAUUUUCCACCGAUAUCAUGAAGCCGGCAAAACAAAGAUCAGAGAAGCAGAGGAAGGCGAGGCUGCUAAGCUGUGCGAGAAGAUCGUGGGGUAUGACGCGAACGCUUUGUACCUCUGGGCGCUCAUGCAAGAUAUGCCCACGGGAAGUUAUACGAGACGCCUGUCGGACAAUGAGUUCAAACCGAAAAGUUCUGUACGCAUGGCUAUUGAAUGGUUGGAAUGGGUGGCGCACAAAGAGGGAAUUCACAUCCGACAUCAGUUAAACAAUACAGAAAAGCGCAUCGGUGGUCGUAAACUGCCUGUGGACGGUUUCAACGCGCAGACGCAAACUGCGUACCAGUUUCACGGCUGUUAUUGGCACGGUCAUGACUGUGCUCUCAACCGAGGGAAAGAGUUUAACGAGAAACGCAAGAAACCUAUGGCUCAGAUCAGAGAAGAAACGAGAGCCAACACGGAGUAUAUCCGCAGCAAAGGGUACAACGUGGUGGAAAUGUAUGAAUGUCAGUGGAGAGAAAUGAAGAGAACCAACCGAGAACUACGGCAUUUUAUUGCCACCGAAGUGAGAAGAACCCUGGAUCAAGUCAAGAUCAUGAGUCCCGAACGAAUAUUGAACGAGGUGCGACAUGAGCGUUUGUUCGGGUGCGUGGAAGUAGAUAUUCGUGUACCAGAUCACUUAAAGGAAAAGUUUAGUGAAAUGUGCCCGAUCUUCAAGAACACAGAAAUCAGUCGCGAUGAUAUUGGUGAAUUUAUGAAAGCGUACGCCGAGGAGCACAACAUCAUGGCUCAACCCCGUCGCAGUUUGAUUGGGAGCAUGAAAGGAGAAAAGAUCCUGCUGGCCACACCCCUCCUCAAGUGGUACCUGGAACAUGGUUUAGAGGUCACGAAAGUGCACCAAGUGAUCGAGUUCACCCCUCAACCCUGCUUCAAACCGUUUGGGGAUGCGGUGUCAGACGCGAGGAGAGCCGGAGAUGCGGACCCCAGUAAAGCCAUCAUUGCAGAUACCAUGAAAUUGGUAAGUUUUUUGUUUCAUUCUUUCAUUCAUAAAGGGAUGGGAACAAUAUACAUUUUCACGUAUAGAAAAAACUUAUAUCUUUGUUUAUCUCUCAGGUGGGUAAUUCAGGUUAUGGUAAGACGAUCACCAACCAACUGAAACACAGAAACGUGGAGUAUUGCAGUGACGCUCAUGAUCAGGCCAGCCGAAAAGUGAACACCCACCUUUUCCGUAAACUAGAAAACAUCACUGAAGAUACUUAUGAAGUGCAGUCUUGCAAAAAAUCCAUUAAAUUAAAUCUACCCAUUCAAGUAGGCUUUUUUGUGUACCAGUAUGCCAAACUUCGCAUGCUACAGUUUUAUUAUGAUUUCUUAGACAAAUAUCUAAACCGCUCAGAUUUCCAAAUGUGUGAAAUGGAUACGAAUUCAGCGUAUAUUGCCAUUUCAGGGGAUAGUGUUGAGUCUUUGGUCAAACCAGAAUUGAAAGCAGAGUUCGAAGCUGAUAAAUGUAACUGGUUUCCCCGUACCGACACUGCGGAACAUAAGGCCUAUGAUAAGAGAAAGCCAGGUCUUUUUAAAGUUGAGUGGGAGGGACAAGGAAUCGUGGGUUUAUGUUCCAAAACCUACUACUGUUUUGGGGCCAAAGAUAAGUUUAGUUGUAAGGGUGUCAAUAAGAAAUGCAAUGACAUUAACAAAGAUAAAUACCUUAAUGUCUUACUUACAAAACAAAAUAGUGCUGGGGUGAAUCGAGGGUUCAGAGUUGUAAAUAAUACUAUGUACACUUAUGAGCAAGUUAGGGAUGCCUUUUCGUAUUUCUACCCGAAACGUAAAGUUUUGGCUGAUGGAGUUAGCACCACUCCACUCGAAAUUUAAAGUGUUCAAGUUUGUAAAAAAUGGAUUUUGUAAAUAAUUUUCAUUUUCUCAAGUUUGCAUAUAUAUUACUCUCAAAAUAGUUUUCCGAAAUAUUUAUAUAAGAUAGCCUCUAGUUGUAAAUAUUUUUUUGCGUAGCUUAUUACGGAUGUUUGUACAUAGGAAAUUAGUUUGUAAAUAAAUCAUUGGUUGAAUUUAAUCGUGGCUUGUUUCCUGACUCGACGCGCACGACUUACACGUGAGAUCUCCACGCGCGCCCAGGGAAAAAAACACAGGGUUGAAAAGAUACCCUUUCUGCCCUUUCUGCCCGAUCUGCCCUUGAAAAUCAACAAUAAAUUUCGUGUCGCAAAUAGUUUUACUCAGUUGGUAUCUAACAUUCGUCCUGUCAGCAUGAAGAAACUAAAAUGUAAACACUGCCCCAUACCGGGAUGUCAUUCUAAAUUCUUAGUUCGAUUAGCAAAUCAUUUAACUCAAGUCCACGAGUUAUCGGAAAUAGAACGAAAAUAUUGGCUUCAAUUUGCAAAAUUACAAAAUACCAAUGCGAUUCGUGUGUAUGACAAGGAGGCUGAACCCAAAACAAUUUUUUUUCUAUAAAUGAGAGUACGCAGUCACGCCCAAAUCAGUUAAUCAGUUGUGACCAUGGACCCGAGAUGGAAACAUCCUUUCCCCGGGCUUGUGGCCGGCCCAACAUGUUGUGGGAAAAGUCAGUUUGUAAAACGUUUACUAGAAGCAGGAGAAGACAUGGUUGAUGGUGCCCCGGAAAAUAUCAUCUGGUGUUAUAGCAUGUAUCAACCAGCCUACAAUGAGAUGCUUAAAACUAUUCCGAACAUUAUGUUUGUUGAAGGAGUGCCUGGUGAUCUGGAAACCCUAAUUAAUCCCUCUAUUCGGAAUUUAGUCGUCAUUGAUGACUUAAUGCACGAGCUUAGCAAUGAUCAGCGAAUGACUAAUUUGUUUACCAAGGGCUGUCACCAUCGCAAUCUCAGCGUGAUCUUUAUUCUCCAAAACAUUUUUCAUCGUGGAAAAGAACUGAGAGAUAUGAGUUUGAAUUCUCAUUACUUAGUGGUGUUCAAAAGCCCGCGUGAUAGCAGUCAAGUCAAUCAUUUAGCAAGACAAAUGUUUCCCGGUCAUGUCAAAUACAUGCAAGAAGCGUUUGAGGAUGCAACAAAAAGGCCCUAUGGAUAUCUAUUUUGUGAUCUUAAACCGGAAACACCUACCGACUUCCGGUUGCGUACGAAUAUUUUCCCCGGGGAGACUCAGUACGCUUACGUCAGAAAAGUAUAAAAAGCGUGAACCACAUCAAAUUUCUUCAGUUGAGGAUGGCACAGCGACUUAGAAAGAACCACGAUUUUCUGAAACUGCUUGUCAAGUGUACACCAGCUCAGCGUAAAGCCAUUUUGAAGGUGGCAGACGACGCUUUAGUAAGAAGCAUUUGUGAGUGUGUUUUAAACGUGCUUAAAGGAACAGUGCCUGUCAGUACGCCAGCCAAGAAAAAACUUUUACCUCACAAGAAAUCUUUGAUCGCCUUAGCCGAAAAAAGUACACCACUCGAUAAGAAAAAGAAAUUGUUGGUACAACACGGAGGAAAUUUUUUAAGUGUUUUGCUACCUCCCGUUCUCCGUGUGUUGAGUUCGAUUCUUACCUAAAAUGAAUCACACAAAGCGUAUGGUUCUCGUGCCCGAGAACACCUUGGAAAGAUUACAGCAGCGCCAGCAGAUUUUAACCCCACCCGUCACACAAACUCUGAGAAACUUGGAUAGUGAAAUGACCGAUAUUUUAUCCAGUAAAGAACUUGAUGAUGAACAAAAAGCUAGGCUUUACAAUCAAGUGUUGCAGCAGUACUUGACUUAUUACGAUCAGCGAGAAGGUCAACCUCUUCAUGUGAAAAUAUCAACCCCCAAAGCAGUAGAAACACCUAAACCAGAAGAAAAUGAACAACCUUCGGAAGAACCUGUCCCGGAAAAAUUCACUUCAUCAUCCGUAGAGGCAGAGGUCAUGAAAAGUCUACCCAAAAUUUACAAAGCCGGGGCUAGACAAUUGUUGGAUAAAAUUAAAGAGCAUCAAGAUGUAUUGCAUUGGAAUGAUAAAGGAGAGCUUUUGUAUGAAACCAAACCCAUUCCAGGUUCUCAUCUGGUGGACCUAGUCAACGACACAUUGCGCCACCGCAAAGGAUUUGAACCAGUAGGAUGGUCGAUGUUUGCGAGGGGUCUGGCCCGAAUGAAUGUCCCGGAAAAUCUAGUGCGUAAUCCACAGAGGCAAAGUGCUGUUCGAGAAUUUAAAGCAAGAGUGAGAGACGAAACCCCUAACAGUCCUUCCCGUUGGCUACCUAGCCCACCUGUGACGGUAUCCCCCGUGAAAAAACAGCGGCGAAGAAAUGCGAGUCCACGCCCUGAGGCUGUGCGCUGGUUACGGUUAUAAAAUCACCACAAGAGACAUUAUUAUUAUUAUUAUUGUAAAUCAUCUCUUUAUUUUGUUCACUCAAUAAAAGAUGUUGAAAAGAAAUUACAAGGUGUUUAUUUAUUGAACUUUGUGCUGGGGUUGUGCUCUUUGCUUGUUUACAUCAGUGCGAUAUUUCGGAAGACUUAUAGGAAAAUGUUUUUCAAUAAAUCGCUUGACAAGACCAUCAUUUUUACGUGUGUUAUUAGAAAAACGAUGCACAAUUGUACUCAUACUUAUUUGCCGACUACGAUAUAAAGCAAAAUACAAACAGUAAUGUCCGCAGACUUUGGAAUAGAUGCUCUGUAAUGUAACAGUAUUAAAAAUCCACUGGUUAGAAUUGUUGUUUAAAAAGGUAGUAAAUGUUCCUGAAUAUUUGCUGGGAGGUGCUCCGUAAGAAUCGAAAAAUUCUCCCUCUUGCUCCUUGGCGAAAUAAAACGUCACCCAAUGCGAACCUGGCUUGUCACUCGUAUCCACAUUGGCGAUGAAUAGGGCUGGGUAUUGCGAAACACUCGCAGGUAGCUUGUCUGAGGGAUACACGCCUUGAAACACACCUCGUGUAAAUUUAUCCUUUCUCAAAAUAAGGGUCAGUUGAAUGGUGUCCAUUUCUAGUUUGUGUAGUCGUAGAGAACGUUUCGGUUUUCGUCGACCUCAAUCACGUUUUGAAAUUCAGCGUAGACGAUAAGGUUGACCGUGUUGGCGAGUGCUUCCGAGAAAUGAAGCUCCAAGCGCAGGUUUCCUUGUUUUAUGAGCUCAAAAUGAUCUCCCGGGCAGUGAUCUGGGGUCAAAUCAAAUGCGAAUAAGGUAUAACCGGAGCCGUAAUCACUUCUAUUUAUCUGAUUGCCUGUAUCCUGGGAAAGCUUUCCAAUACCAGAGAAAAGACUUUGAUAGCCGGCUAUCACAUUUUGACCACCAGCGACGUCAAACUUCAGGAACAAAGGUUUUCGGGGGAUUUGUUCUCCGUCCACGUACACACCCACUUGAGUUAAAUUGUGGUGAUUGAAGUUGAAGGGGUUGGUACGGUAACUCCCAUUGUAAGCCUCUGUGUCCACUAAUCCCAAUACUAUGCACUUGGGAAUUUGACCCAAAAAGAUGUUGUCAGGGUUAAAACUGCUAAAUCCUCUUGGAAUAGAGAGCACUUUACAGUCGAUUCUGCGAAUGGGGUACUUGGCGCUGGAGUGUUUUAGCCCAGCUGCAUGGCCUAGAAUGAUAGAAGAGGCAACCUUGACUCUGCGUACAAACAAGAUGGCUUCUGUGAUAACCACUUUGAAAUUAGCUCCGGCUGCUGAGGACACAAGACAAAACACAUUCUUGGCUCGGUUCAGUUUGAUUCUUAAAUUAACUCCACUGAGCAUCAACCGGUCUUGAAAGAAUAUAUCACUGUGAAUGGGUCCCAUCAUAUCCACCGUAUGACUUUCUUUGGUAAACUCAUAGCGAGCCUUUAAUCCAAGGUUUGCUUCAUCGUCUGCAGCCAAGGGGUUCACUACAUUCAUCUUUCCAGCAGUAUCUUUGUAAAACAUGGCCAUAGAAAGUUGACUUGUUUUAGCGUCUUCUCCGUAGUUCAGCAAAGACUCGAUUAUGGCACGAUAAGGGUAAGUAUUAGUGGAUGCAGAUAUAAGUCGCUCAUUCAAGGAAACGUCUACUUGUGAAAACAGGGAAUGUAAAAAGAGGUUUACGGGACCCACUUGUGUAUCGGCAUCUAACGCGGUUCCGUUUGCUUUCGUGAUCUUAGCUUUCACAUAAAGUUGUGUCCGCGCUAAAUCUAAAUAUUCUUCUCCGGUUCCAGAUACGUUAAAUUCAAUAGGACCAGUGUCCGUGAUGUUGCUGAGAGGAUGAUAUUCAAUCCAUUGCCCUUUGUGAAUAGAGGUUUGUGUAGCAGGAAUAGUAAAAAGAUCCAGCUCUGAUUUAGUACACUCGCGAGACUCGUGAUGAACGAAGGCCAUUCUAUUCUUUAUCAAAAAUGGUUUUCGAUUUCUUCUGCUGUGGAGAUGUUUUUGCUUUCUUUCCUGGAGGCGAACUGAUUGUUGAGCCGUGCGCUUUCCUUUUAUAGCUUUUUUUGCCUGCACCUGACUGUCCUUGCUGUGACUUCUGGGACGUCAUGUUACCUAUAGCUUGUUUAGCCUGUUUGCUGAUUGCUGUUUUAAUGUUAUCUCCGCCAAGCACAUCUUGGGCAACAUUGACACCCGUUUGUAAAGCUUUUUUUCCAAUCACCUUAGCACCUUGUUGCAGGUGAGGUAUCGCCCAGCGGAACAGACCUUUAAAUAUGGAUCCUAAGCCAUAACCUCGCUGAAAUCGAGCUCCGUGAAAUGCGGGUAAAUUUCCACCUUUUUGCUUGGCUUGAUCUACAUAGUACUGUUCGUAAAACUUAUGAUUUGGGGCGUGGAGUUUUUUCAUUUUUAAAAGUACUGAGGUUGACUCUGACGAAAAUGAAGUGUUAACAACACUCUUCCAAACUCAAAUGGCACAGAUUCCCCUGUGUCUCGCUUUAUAUUGACUUCGAUGGUUUCAAAUUGCUUUCUGCUGACAGGUAAAUAUUGAGGGCGCACAAACGAUUUACUGACUCGCUGACUGACCUCUCCUUCUACAGGAACAAUUCGAAGCAAAGGGACCAGUGCAUCACCAACAUAUUGUGACUGAAUAAGAUCACAGUAAACGAAAAGAUCGUGAAAACCGUAUUCCAAAUCCACUUGUCUGUCGCCCGUGGUGGUCUUUGAAAUAGUUUGUUCGGGAGUGAACCCCAGCAUAUAGGCCAUAUCAUUUAACGAGACUUCUGCGUUGUUUUUCAAAUGAACCGUGACCAUUCUGCUGAGAUUAUCGUAUGAAAACCGUACAUCAUCUGUAUACCGAUUUUCAUUGUCCACUAACUCUUUCAUCUUUGAUAAGAUAUCUUCAAUGGAAGAAUAAUGACCCGAAAGCAUCUCCAGAGAGUCCCAAACACCGUGGAGUUUUUCAUUUCGAACGUAAAAUCGAAACCGUUGAAUAUUAUUCCAGCUAUGCGGAUAAUGGAUCUCGGUCAAAGCCACUUCCCAUUCGCCUGUAAGGUUUAGGGUUUGUGGUAAACUAACUCGGUACUCUGUUAAUGUGUUAUGAGGAAAUUUAUCGAGGCUGCUAUUGCUAGGGAGGUGCAGAUAAAACUGUGUUACCUCCAUCGUUUCGUGUGUUCAAAUGAACUUUUUAAUCUGGGUAUUCUUAAUUUAUUAGAAACCACACACCAUUCAUUUUAUUAUUUCCUUUUCUUUUAUUCACUAAAUAAAAAACACAUAAAUUACAACUUCAAAAUAUCACUUUCUUGAACCCAGAAAUCAAAUUUUGGGUCUUCGUAUCCUUUCCAUCUCACAAGAUACUCUACUACUCCUUUACGCUUUCUCUUACGCAAAAUCUUUUCAACGCGGUACACAUCAUCAUUCUUAAUAAUUUUCUGCAAUUCAGGCUCAUAAAAUGUGCCAUCUAAGAUUUCACCUGCAUCAUCUUUUAGUUUAUAAACGGGGACUUGACGAGCCAUUCGCUUGUAAACGGUAAAAAUUUCUUCCGUGAAAUUAGGUAAGUACGAUUUUUCAAACGUUCUCUUUACUUUGCUGAUCCUCACGCGAUCUCCCACUUGAAAUUUAUAUCGCACAGGCUUUUGAACAUCAUCCCCAUACAAAGUAUCCCACACUUGAGCUUCGUUCUUUUUAGUUACCUGACUUGGUUUCAUUUUAAUACUUCGGUGGUAGGUGUUAUUGUAAGAAGAUACUAACUGAGGUAAUACAUUGAUAUAGGUGAGAGUGUUUUUGGCCGUGAAAUAUUUGUACAUCUUGUUCUUAAAUGUUCGGUUAAAACGCUCAACCACUGAGGCUUUGAGCCCAGAGUUAACAGUAAAAAAGUCAAUGUUGUUAUCACGCAGAAAUUUCUGGAACACACGAUUCAGAAACUCUGUUCCUUGAUCCGUCUGCAGUUUAGUAGGUUUGCGACCAGUAGAAAGGAUCUUUUGAAAGGCUUGGACCAGUUCUUGACCUUGUUUUGUCUUCAAAGGUAACACAAAAGCGUACUUGCUGAAGAUAUCUACACAAGUCAGUAAGUAUUUGUAACCCUUGUUGUAGCGACUGAGGUUUUGAAGAUCGACCAAAUCCGCUUGAAAUUGGGCAUUUAUUCCAGGAACGAUGACUCGACUUCGCUUGUAGCGUCUUCGUGCGGGCUUGUGAAGAGUAUAAACAUCUUGCUGACUCAACCAAUCUCGGACUUGUUUACGCGAUAUCUUGUUCUUUCCUUUCUCUUUGACUGCUCUGUAAACAGCAUCUAAACCACCGAAACUUGCGGGUUGGCUUGGGUCGAGAUAAAUGUUGGUCAGUGCUUUCUCCAUCACAGAACUCGGAAUUUUGUACAAUAACUUGACCCCCGCAACAAGCUAAUACGCAACGAAUGCGGUUGAAAAUGCGCUCUAAUACCAGAGAGGGUGAAGAUGGCCAGCAACCCAUUACUAGUGAUUGCUAUGAAGGUUCAAAGCUGAAUGAUUUCUUUUUUCUUCGUGUUUACUUAUAUAGCUACUCUCGAAUCUGGGUAAGAGUGGGCACGAGAAAAUUAAAUAAUAGUUCCCAUUCCUCCUCGGUUAAUUCUAGCUGAUCCGCGAAGUUCAAAAAUACCACCAAUCGUCCCCAGUUUACUUUUGAAAAGACCUCAGAGUGGAGUUUUUUCAACUUUUCUAGACUCGAACCCGGCAUAUCUUUAACUUUUUGUUGAAGCAUUUCCAUUUCACUUGAAGACACUUUCAAUGUUUUGGCUUGUGCGCGAUACAGAGAAAAGUCGACUCGAAGCAAAGACAGAGAAAGCCCCAUCUUGACUAAGACAGAGACAAACACAUACUGACUCACAAUUUAGAUAUAAACAAAUUUUAUUACUUUUAGAAACAAAGCUUAUUUUGAAUGUCAUUAAUGAUCAAGUCAAGAUCCAUUGGUUGUUCAUCUUUCCUCACAACUCUCUCAGGGCAUUGCACUUCAACUUGGAUCCCACAGCACUGGGAUCUUUGCACUUCAGUCCACAAGGUCCGUAGUAAAUAGCAUACAGAAUUCGAUCUUCUAACUCACCAUAAUCUUCGAGUUCCAAGGAAGUGAGAUAGAUGUUAGUCCAAGGCAACUUUGGUAAUUCGGUCACGUACGCUUCCCACGUUUUGCCAAGUUUGAAACCAAGAGCACUGCACACACUUUCAGCCGUUUUUAAGAUAACAUUGAGGUCAAUUUGUUCCACCACUUCAUCAUGGUAAUACAUCCAUGCGUCAUCAUUAUCUAUCAUCAGGCAAGAAUGUUGGUUUUGACUUGGGUGUUGAAUAGCACAACCGUGGCAGCGAUUCAGCUUUUCUGCUUGGAUGAGUUUGUCAACCGUAGCCGCAUAAGUCAGUUGGAACACAUGGCCGAUAAGGCUAGCUACCCGUUGACGUUGGACUUUUUCCACUUCAUCUACUGUCAGAAGCGGUGUAGCACUCGAUUCGACUUGCAUGUUUGGAGUAAUGUUUUAAAAAUAUUGGUGAUAAUAAGACUUUUUCCUUAACAAAGCGAUUGCAAGAAUAAAAUGCUGAACGGAGAGCGCGCUUUUAUGUUGAACACAUAAUGGAUUGUUUACUAUCCAAUCAGGGUUACAAGAUCCCGGGCAAGUUUGGGCCGGCCUAUUGUUCCUAUCGUAGUAGAGUGACGCUCAUUAGUAAACCUAUCCACUUCAUUAUAUAUGGAGGAAGACACUUAAUUAGUAUGAAGGAACCCAUUUUUUCCCUAGGUUAUCACAAUAGAUGACGUCAUUGACUAGACCCAUAUGCCUAUUAAUUAAGGGAAUCCACUUUCUGCGAGGGAAUCCAAAGGGAAUCCACCAACGAGGCUUAUCUUUGCUGAAGCCCUACUACUCUCUCCAGCCAGAUCAGUCAAAUCCUAAAUAGCAUGCACGAAGGAGAACAUUUUUCAGCAAAAACGCUUGGAAAAAGCCUAUUUCAUUUUAAACUGACUUGUCCGGCCAUGGUCCGUCCGGCCAGUUUUGACAAAUGGAAAGCGCCCUAAGUUUGACUUUGAAAUUAAAAAAUUCAUUUAACCAAUUUUGGUGACGUCAGCCCUUAUGACGUCAUAAUUUGACAUUUUGUGUCAACCAAAAAAAAAAUUACCUGGUCAACAAUCGAACUCUAUCUGGCACGACUGGUCAAGAAAUGAAAAGAAAUGUAAAAGUUACGUAAAUUUAGCCUAAAUGACCGAUUUGAGGGGUGGUUUGGCCCUAGCGUAAUUAAUGUUACGAUAUCAAGUUACAUUGUAGUUUUUUUCAUCAAAUUCGAUAGCUUUUUACUUAUAUUAAUUGAAAUUAUUUCGUGACUAGCCAGCGGUCACCAAUGAUGUUACAUAAUAUUGCCCAAAUAUAAAAUGGCGAAUCGUUUCCAGGCAGGAGUGAACUCAACAAAGUGACCAAAGUGUUCAUUGCUAUCCGUAGACAAAAAAGUCGAAAUUCUGACUAAAUCUGAAGGGAAGAAAUGCAAGAGUACACAAAAACAUAUUGGUCGAUGAAUGUCAUCUACUUUUUUGAGUAGUAUCUGCGACAAAAAACAUCUGUUUAUGUACUGAAGCCGUACGACGAACAGGCAAAUGUUUUGAAGAAAGUAUAGACGGAGAUAGGGUUGGUAAGAACUUAGAAAUAUUUUGAAUGAAUAACACAAGAAUUACCGUGAAUUUCCGAAAAUAAGCCCGGGGGCUUAUAUUUUUCAAAGACCCUUUUUGAGGGGCUUAUAUUUGGAGGGGCUUAUCUACAGAGGGGAAUUUGCGUUUCAAAAUCGAUUGGGCUAGCCUUAUAGUUGGCAGUAAAUUUACUUUGUAGUUGAGGGCAAUUCUCCAAGUACAAGCCCCCAGGGGGGGGGGGUUAUAUUUGGAGGGCGAUUUAACGGAGGUUUUUUGCGUUACCGGUUCGUGGGGCUUAUACUUGGAGGGGCUUAUACAUGGAGGGGCUUAUUUUCGGAAUUUUACGGUAUUGAACUUGGCUUUCGUAUGAUAUGAGAAAUUAUGCAGAUCUCGGCCUCGGUGGAUAAUUAAUAACACCCUCCUCGAUCUACAUAAUUCCUCGUAUACAGUCAACUCCCUCUAAGACGGCUUCUUUGGGACCAGCACUAAGUGUCCGUCUUAGAGAUAUGUCCGUCUUAUAGAGAGUCAAAUAAAGGGAGUAAAGAAAGGCAGGGACCAACCCUAGGCGUCCGUUGUAGGGAGGCGUCCGUCUUAUAGAGGUGUCCGUUAAGAGAGAGUCGACUGUAAUACUAAACCUAAUUCAAUAAUUGUUUAUUGUAAGAUAUUCAAUUGAAUUAUAUUAUCUGUAUACCGAUAUUUGUAAACUGCAUGAUAUCUGAUUCUAUUACUGCGCUACUUUCGUUGAUAUCUACAGUACAUUGCAAUGCAUGCAUAAUCAUUCAAUAGAAGCAAUUAGUUAUUGAUUAAAAGGUUAUUAGAGACGCAAUCUUUACGCAUGAAAUUAGUCACAACUCAUGUUUAUCCCCCACCCAAUGCAAUCUUCAAAAGCAGACGGUCUGUCAUUUCACUAGCUACAAGAUAUCUCAAGCAAAACUGUGUGUAUAACAAACUGAUUUUACUUUUUAGUGAACGAAGUAAUGUUCAAGUGCCGAGGCUUCGGCGCAGAUGACAUACCGUAUGAAAUACGCAUGGACGACAUCCAUUUAGACGAAACAAUGAUGGUAGAAUUUAGCCCCCGUUCCUGUGAGACUGUCAUCAAAAAUAGCUACCACACUGGAGAUCCAAGCGGCUUUAAAUGAGAUAGUAUAAAACGUCUACUAUUCGUAGUUCAACUUCUACACAUUUCUCACAGCUUGUAUUCCGUUAUACUGAAACAUAAGGAAAUAAAUAGCCCAUAUCUCAACAUGUGUUGGUCCUGGCAUACGCCCUAGUUCUUUCAUAAAGGUCAACUUUGCAGUUUGAUAUGCCCAAGAAAUUGCAGAGUACAAUUCCGCCUAGGGCAUUUCGGAGCUUGAAAACCCU